Molecule: messenger RNA, 62028 nt
Organism: Xyrichtys novacula (pearly razorfish)
Lineage: Eukaryota; Metazoa; Chordata; Actinopteri; Labriformes; Labridae
Source: the annotation of a GenBank genome assembly
GGGGUAUCACUUCAUUCAUCUGAUGUCAUUGUAUGUUGUUUCAGAUGUAUGUGUAAAAAUGUAUGUUAUGUGGCGUGACGUACACUCAGAGUGCAGUUACUCAAACACUUGAGUCAGAGAGUUCAGAGUAACACUUGGCUAAACCUGCCACUGAUGAAGGAUUCAGCACCAGUGCAAUAAGGGGCAGAGGUGCCCAGUAUUUCAGAGGGGGAUGUAGAGCAAGUGACCAGGCUGUAACCUCCUCUCUGACUCUGUGUUGACAGAGUCAAAGGGUCGAGACCCUCUGCUGACUUUAUGUGGAGUGAAGAGAAGCUCCAGGUCCUGUCAGCACCAAGAAGAGGGAAAGGGAAGUCGAGUGAGGAGGAGACUGAAAAGACCACUAAUUGCUGCCCACAUGUGUCAGAUUCUUGUUUGGGUCUGCCCUGGGGGGGAACGGAGGAUGACUUUGAAGAUAGUGUGCUGAUUUCUACUCACAUGAGAAUCACCAGAGAAUCACCAGAGAAUCCACUUUCAUUUGGAGCAUUUUGGUUAGUCCCAGGCUAGUUUUUGAUACUGGCACAAAAGACCCAAAUGUUGUGAUAUUCUGGUAGGAUCAGUAGGGAUCUCACUGUUGGAAAAUUGAGCUUGAAAGAUUACUCUUAAUUACACGGUCAGAGAAACCGAAGGGAACAAAACACAAAUCCACUUAUCAUGUUUGUUCCCAUCUGCUUGUUAUGAGGCAUUUCCUGUUUGUUGCUGUCCCUCUGAACACUUCUUAUUUUCACAUCAUUAGUAUAAAUGAAAUACAGGAAAAAAGGGAUCACGGGAAUAAGACUGUGAAUCACACCAAAGUUAAACUCAAGAUAUUUUCAGCCGCCCUCCGUGCUCUGGUCUGUGUUAGAGUUCAAACAAAGUCAAAUGCUGUUCUCAUCAAAAGGGAAUAAGUAAGGAUGGACCUGUUUUCCUUCACGCCGAGCUGACAGAUGACUUUCUUUUUUCCCCGUACUUCACCCCCGGUGGGAUUUCCAAGUCAGGCAGGCAACUACCCCUGUCUCCACCACUAGCAGUAGCAAAACCCUGAGAAACAAAUCUUAUCUGCAUUUUUUCACUUUGCUGAUACUGGAAGAUCAAUAAACACAAAGUGAAAUUUGGUCUUAAGCACACACUACAACAAUAUAGAGGCGGCAUGUCCUUAUAUAGCAAUGACAUGCUGUUCAAGAAUAAUGGUUCUGAGUGCAGACAGCAGAAUUGGCUGCUGCACCCUGUUCUGGUGUCCCUAAUGAUGAUUGGAGUUUAAAUGAGCUUUCCUGGCCACGUGUAUGUUCACCAAUAGUUCAAAACACAAAGAAUAGUCAAUGAGGAAGAGUUCAGUGUCACCAAAAACUACUGGUUUGUCUGUGAGGGUUUAAAACGGAGUCUUAUCAUCAUAGGAAGCCUGUGAUAAAACAUUGUAUGUUUGUUGGCUCAGGAGAAGCUUUGCAAGGUCUGGGAGAUUAAGAAGGUUUUAUCAGAGUUAUUGCAGCUUGAGCCAAAGCUGCAAUACAUCUGGUUUAUAAAAUAGAGUUACAAAGUGGCAUUAAGGCUCAGAAAGUACAUGGACAUUUACCAGACCAAACAAUAGACUACAACUGAAUAUUGACUGUAGGGAAGGAAAGCUGAAAUUAGGGGUCAGUGAAUCUUGUUAUUUUGAACUGUAAGUCUGGCUAUGUUGUUUUCUGCUCAAUUUCAUAUCAGAGUUUCAUUGAAAGUUAUGAUAAUAAUGAUUGCCUUACCACGUGGAUAGGAUGGCGCCAUUCUUUAAGGUAAAAUUGGGCUUUGUAAGUUAAUUUCUAGGCUAUUGUGUUUUUAUUAAAUAAAGGAUGGUUGAUAGAGGCGGAAACUGACAAGGGAGAAUGGGCAUGGAAAUGAGAAGGGUCAAGUGGCUGGAAUUAAACCUGAAUCACCAACUUCAAGGACCGUGGCUUCCUGACAUUGUGAUUCAACCACCUGCACCUCAACAUGAAAUAUGGAUUUAUCAAACAAAGCUUUUCAACCAGAUCACACUUCUCGUGAUGAAAUGGGAGAAGCAGAUUUGGUCUGAUGAACUCUGUAAAAAUGACAUUGGCCCGAUCCAGCCCUGGACCGUUGUUGUUGUUGUUGUCUUUGUUGUCGUUGUUGAUGUUGUUGUUGUCUUUGUUGUCGUUGUUGUCUUUGUUGUUGUCGUUGUUGAUGUUGUUGUCUUUGUUGUUGUCUUUGUUGUCUUUGUCGUUUUUGUUGUCUUUGUUGUCUUUGUUGUUGUUGUUGUCGUUGUUGUUGUCUUUGUUGUCUUUGUCGUUUUUGUUGUCUUUGUUGUCUUUGUUGUUGUUGUUGUUGUCUUUGUUGUUGUUGUUGUUGAUGUUGUUGUUGUCUUUGUUGUCAUUGUUGUUGUCUUUGUUGUCGUUGUUGUUGUCUUUGUUGUCGUUGUUGUUGUUGUUGUUGUUGUCCUUCUGCUUCUUCUUCUUUUUCUUCGAGCUGUGUUUUUGGUCUCCACCACCUCCAACUGCAAAUCUAUGACUCUGUUGCUCCAAAAGUCCCCUGUCUCUCUGCUGUUUGAUGAUUGGUUGUUUACAGUAAGUUUUUAGUUUAUUGUAUUGUUUGUGUUUUUAGAUAUUAUUUAAAUACAGUCCCAAAUUUCCAGGUAUUAGACCAACAUUCAGCCGACUGACAGAAAACACCAUACAUAGUAUAUGUUUACUGCGAGCUGGUAUCCACCUUUACAUACAAGGCCUCUCCUUUUGUAUACAUUACAGCAGAUUCCUGAGAUGCUCACUGUAAAUAGCUUUCACUGGAGGGGAGGUUGUUAUUGAGCAGGGAGGGUCAGCCACUAUGACUUUAGCAUGACUCAAUGAUUGACUCUGUCUGCGAUGAAUGUUGUUCUGAACAAAGCUAAUUUCCUUCAGUUAAAGGGAUUCUCCGGGCCUGGGAUACACAGUUCAUCUUCAUUAAGUCCAGCUCAGAAAAGCUCCAGUGGCUGGAGAAUAUUAAUGAUAUGUUCAAAAAAGAGCGUUUGUGAUAUUGAUAGAAGAUGCCUCUGACUCGUUAGAGGACACUGAAAGCCUUGUAUGCUUGUAAUGCUGUCAUUAUGUCUGAGUGUAUACAAACAUUUAUGGGAGGUAGAAGGAGAAAAACACAUUAGAAUAGACUUCUAUGGAUAACAGAGGGAUAUGGCAUGUCAGGAUGAAAGGAGGAAACAUGCAGAACCACUUCCACACUCUCUAUACAUUGUUAACACAAAGAAAAACAAGCACGUGAGCUCACCGAGGUGUGUAAGAGGAUGAGGAAAGAGGAGGGGGAGAUGGGUGGGGUAGGGUAUACUAAAGUGAGGAAAUAGAUGGAAACUAAUCAGGGUCUUCCUGAGUCUCGGUCUGAGAUAUCUGCGGGGUUGAAGACAGGAAGGACUCCUGUAAACUGUCUCAGUCAGUGGGAGUUCCUGAGAUCACUGUCUGAUACAGAUACAGACCGUUUUCCUGUUCAUUUCAAGUGUGCACGUGUAAUAUAGAUGUGUAUGGAUAAUUACACAAUGUGGACGGCGACACCAGGAUAAGUUGUAUGAACAAUAAGAAGCUCAUUCUGCUUGCAAGCUGUUAAACGAUCUCCAUGUUUGUAGUUCUCUGUGUACACACAUUCAAAAUAUUUACACGUAGAAAUGGACAAGGAUAACUGAUUCUGCUCCUCAGUGAUUGAAGAAACACAUGUUUAUGUGCAGGUGUGUGUGUGUGUGUUUGAGUGUGUUUGUGUGGGUGUAAUGACAUAAUCCAGUAACACUGUCUGUAUGUAACAGAUAUCGAAGAAAACUGCAGGAUAGAGAUCAACAAGCUGUCAAAUAAAAUGUUUUUUUCAGUCGAUUUAAACUUAAAAAUAAGAGGCAGACAAUAACACAAGACAAUAGGUGUAACUGAGCCGUAAACAACUGGAGCUUUUGUGGUUUCCGUUAGGAUUUGGCAGCGUAAGAGGAAAGCAGUUAAGUCUAGGGUGAGUAAUAGUGGCUGAAAGGAUGACUUGGUGGGGAAAAAAAAGGUAAACUGAACACGGAAGUGUCUCAAAAAUAACAUAUCCUUAACUUCGAGUGGCAAACCCUGCAACUGAUUAAAGCAUUUUAUAUUUUCUGAACUGAAGUCAAGCUUGGGUUGUCAACCAAACUCCGAAUUUCAACACAGGAACUUUUUUAUAACCCUUUUCCAAGCAGUUGUAUUUUUAUUAAAGUAUAACCAUGUGUUUCCUAAACCACAAAUAAGCUUUAUUCCUUUAACCGGAGGCACAAAAAGCCACCUAAACUAUACCAGCAAUCAUUCUAAUUUGAACCAUGAUUUGUCCAUAUUACCAGAUUGUCUCGUGCCUUAGCGCCACCAAACCUUGACCAUGUAAUUGCAUUAUAAGACGAAUCUAUUUUUGAAUAUUGAUUCAUAGUGGUUGGAAAAGGCGCAUUAAAGCCUUGCUAGCCUGUCUGUGGAGCUUUUAUAGACAUGCCUUCAAUGUGCUGCAAACCAUUUAUGUUAUUGUCUAACAGAAUAUAACAUCAUACUUAAUCGAAAAUAGUGAAAACCUGUCAGAAAGGAAAAAAACAGCAUUAAAAAGCAACACAAAACUGUACAACACAUUUCAAAGAACAUGGGACAGAUUCACCAAAACAAAGAAAGAGUUGUGUAAAAGUUGUUGAGGCUCUCUGUCUGAAAGUUUGUUGCAAUAGUUUUCCAGGACGAUAAAUACUCCAUUCACCAAGUUUUUCUUAAAAGACCAGUUCGGGCUAUCAGUCUGGAUUGUCGUAGGCAUAUUUUCGGUAAAUACUCUUAAACGCUUGAAUUUCCCAAUGUUGUUUCCAUAUGGCACUUACCACUAAGAGUGUAAUGCCAGUCUUUAUUUUCUCCGCUGUAGUUAGAUGUUCAGCACACCUGCCCUCAGAGGAGUGGAAGCUCCUCUUUCUCACUAUCUCGAAAUAAUUGUAAUAAUAACAACAAACUAGUGCAAAAUUGCUGCAAUUCAGAUAAUUUUACACCUCCAUUACAUAGUGAAUGCAUGUGGCAGCAGACAUACUGUAUGGGUAUCAAAUGCAAGCAAAUCUAUGAGCUUUUUUUCUGCGUUAUUGUACUUCUAUUAUAGGAGCUAAGUCUGCUGCAUUCAGGGAGCUCCACUGGCCUCCCUGAACAAUUUUUUUGCCCACACCCUUCCUCCAAUAAUCCCACAAUAAUCUUCUGAGGACUUCGCUACAGCUGUGCGACCUUAAAAUUGGCAGCACUUUUCAGACUAUUUGUAACCCUGUAAGAUAGUCAUGAGGGGCUGAACUGGAGUCUGAAUGGUGAAAAAAAAACAGCGAAGCCAAACCAUCUAUCAGUAUUUAUUCUUUUACCCGCAAAUUUUCUUUUUUGUUUGUUUGUUUGUGUCAAUUAUUGAGUGGAACGAUACUUGGGAAUUGUUGUGUCCGUUGCAGCUGUGGUUUUAUGCUCGACACCUUAGCAACUUCAGGUCAUGUCAAGGUUUAGUAGGCUAUAGUUUUCUGGAUUUAAGGAAUCUGUUAAUGAUUCUCACUUUCCAACUGAUCAACAGCUAAAAAGAAAGUGAAUACUCAAAAUCUGCGGAUGAAGUCGAUGACAUACUUAAGUUGGGCCUAUCUGGAAAUGGAAGAUGAUUUCGAGUCUUUAUCUGACUGAAGAAAAACGUCUUCCAGGUGCUAGCUUAAGAGGCUACCAGAGAUGGUUGAGGACCUCUUUUUAAUAAAGUACAGUGGCCCCAACUUUCAACACUAACCCACAGCUGGGAAAGGAGUGUGGACCCCUGGGAAAUAUGAGCCUAGUCCUUGUAUGGAAGCUGAGUGUAAACUAGGUCUUGGAUCAGCCAUAGAAGAUCACCAGAGAGUAAAAAUCUGAAUGAUGAUUCCAUUGUCUUUAAAUUGUAAUUUUCAUGAUUUAGAAUGAACAUUAACUUUCAUUUGUAGGAUUAUUUUUCUGAAGCAGUCCUCAUCUAAUUGUCAUGGGAUACUAUAGGAACUAUUUGUAUGUUUAAAGGAGGUAUUAAUAGUAAUUCAAAGUGCAUGAUCAGCUGUUCCAGACUGACUUCUGCACAUUAAAACUCAACUAUUCUGGUCUAAUUGUUUAAUCGCUGACAGACUCAAGCAUCACCGAGCUGCAGUUAUUUUUACUGCUUACAAUUUUCCCAUGAACCACCGGCCCAAGCCCCCGCAAACGUAGCAUAUAAGGUCCUGUGCAUGAGUGAACUUCUUACAACGCUCCCUCCCUCCCGCCCACCUUCCUCCUCCUCCUGGUCCUCCUCCCUGUUUCUGUCUGUCCCGCUCCGCACAACAGACUCGGCUGCACGCAAUGGAACAGAUCUCAUCCCGAGUGGUGGAGUCACUCUGAAACGAGACCUCAGACAGUCAAACUGUGGAUGCUGCUACUGCUGCUGCUGCUGAACAGGAAAUGCCUUGUGGACUCUUGUUAGCUAUUUAGCUAUUUUACGUCUCUGGGGAACUGUAAUUUGCCCCAACAGCGAGCGUCAAACGGGAAAGUCCGGAUAUCUGAAGCUUUGCUGGACAUCUAUCAAGGGUGAGGAUGCUCGGGAUAAGGCAGCGUUUUACUUUGACAACAGCAGCAGUUGUUGGUGAGUGAUUUCUCAUUGAAAUUUUUCAUCAUCUGUGCUGAAUUUUCUUAUAAAUGUUGCUUGACAGACACACGUUUUCUGCCGCGUCAAGGUCUUCAGCGCGUAUUUUGCGCACACGCUUGACAGCAGCUUACGACUAAAAGCAUCAGUUAGGUGCGCCGCUCACGUUGCCUGUGCGCCCGUUACGAGGUGGUGGCACCACCGUGUCCUUGUAAACUGCCCCUAAAUACUUUCCUCCACUCUAUAGCCCAGAUGUUAUUUAUUCUGACAGAGAAGAAACCGCAGAGCACUUAAUUGUUUCUUCGUUGCAACAGCGUGGUCUUCGAAGCAUGGCACAGCCUCGUAAAACAGACACAUUGCAGGCAGUCAAAUUACUGUAUGAGGCUCUAAUUGGAUGUUGCUUGACGGUGUGUGCGCUACAUUGCCAAAGCAUACUGGGAAAGUAAGUUCUGCUGCCUCAAGGGAAACGUUUCUGCAGUGUCAUGUAAUCUGAUUUCGUCAUGUUUCUGCAGAAAUUUUUGCAAAAAGCACGAGUCAGAUCCUGUAGCAAAACAAAACCCUCUUGUGAAACUUGAUGGGGUUUCAUUUGUGAUAAUUAGAUUUUGAUUUUAAGGGGGGUUCAAGUGAAAUAAAUCUCGUCUUUACACCGGCUUCAAGAGGCAGAGGGGGUCUGCUUUAGUAAUGGAUAUGUAGAUGUGUUGGUCUUGUGGAGUCCCUUUGGUGAGGCUCAGGUUUAGCUCCAGAGCACCAGAGCUGAAUUAACUCCUAGGUCAUGUCCAAGUAGUUCAAACAUGAUGGAAAGUACCAGCGAAGUCGAGUGAAAAAAAAAAAAAGAGAGAGAAGAAGAAACAGAGCAAAGUCAACAGGGCAUGUCUCUUUUUAACUCUCAGAUUUCUAUGCUUACAUGUGACGCUGGCUUGUGAUGGUCAUUAGAGAAUUGAGUUAGAAAUGGAGGCAAAUGUGUGUGGCGGUGUCUGUGUGUGGACAGGGAUCAGCAGAAGCUUGCAUAGAAAACUGGAGAAGUCAGGUUUACUUAUCAGAUCCAGUGUGGACUUGUUGUUUAGCCCCUCAUCUUAUAUUCCUCCUUUUUUACUCUGAUUGUCCGUGAAUGACCCUCAUGUAGUUUGUGUCCUGUCUGUGUUUGCAUAUUGCACACUCAUACCAGUGCACAUGUCACUAAUGUAAUGUAGUCUGAGUUGUUGCCGACUAUGACCUCAGCAGGGUUACACAGGGGUAGAAGCUAUCUGUUUUGAGACCAUACUGGGAGAUCCCAUGUUGUGCUUUGGGAGCUGGCCCUGGCCGCCUCAGAGGCCCACAUGUGGUUAUUGUAGUGGCAGCAUUUAAUCUGGGUAAAUUCCUAACGGAGAUGGGGCUACAGGUGGUUUGAGUUUGGUGCUGCUGCUGAGGAGGAGGAGGGCAUCUGGCUUCAAUCAAUAUGUGCCGGACUGGAGUGACCAAGCUUAAGAAGGACGUGAAGGGCAUAAACGGCCGGAUGAGUGCUGCGGCUAAUGAUUUUACCAGUGCUGGUCGAUAAGCUUGUGGCUAAUUGAUUAAUCACCAGGUCAUUAAAGGCCCAUCAUGGCACCCAACAUCAUGUCUGGCUUGUCAGAUUCCUAGUUUGUGAUGAACAGUCAUUCAUUUAUGACUCGACCAACAACAAAAAAUCUGCAUUUACUUAACUAACACAAGCCUGAAAUGUAAAAAUGUUCCUACCUCUGUCAUACCAAGGCGCACUUCUUUUUUCCUCCAUGUAUUGAAGGUCUGGGAAGGCCGAAGUAUUGGAUAACUGAUCUCAAACAAGACGUUUUAAGGCACCACUGUUUCUGAGGGUUUGUGAUGUAUUGUUCACCAGAGCCUCUACGGAUAUUAAUGGGCCAGUUUACAGGGUUAUCACUGAUGUAUUAAGUGCUGGCGUUCAUGCUUUCCAGCAUAUACCACAAAGAAUUUCCCUUUGCAAGUCUUGGGUUGGUUUGGUAUUGAUGUCGUCACAUAGUUUGUCCAAUAGAGUUCAGUCUGACUCCAUAAUUUACAGUACUCUCAGCAGCACUGUAUGCAGCAGUAUAAAGACAAAGCAGGUAGUGGUCUGCACUAGAACUGGAUGGCUAAUGUUGUUCCUGAAGACACAUGGGCACAGACUCUGGACUGCCAUUCGAAACAAUGGCCAAUCAGGAAGCAAGCUGACAAAGGAAACACAACACAUGCGGUCAAGACAAUGGAAGUAAAUGUGAAGCAUGCACUUAGGACCUACUUCUUGAGGGUAUGGCACUAAUCUUAGAGUUCAGUGGAAAUGAAUGAUGAACCAGUUGGCUGUACCACCAUCCUGUUGUCUAUCAUGUUGGUUUACUCUUAAGUCAUGCUUUCCCGUGAGAAAUUAUGCAUGAUUCCCAGUUUUAAGGGUUGGGAAUCUGUUGUUGGUGAAAGGAAUUAAUUAAUGUUUUGUUGUGUUGGUCACACUAAUAGAAAAAAACUGUUCAAUCUGUCAUUAUUUGCUAUCAUCUGGAGUCUCUCACGUUCACAUCUGUUAAGAUUUUAAACAUCUUUUAGCGAAAGCUGGAUUUAAGUAUCUAUGUUUGCUGUUAUUUCAAACACUUUUUGAGACAUCCUGCUUUCCCUGUCUCUUGCUUUUAGUUGUACUUGUGAGUGGUACACUGAAGCUGUUAAUGCGAAGGUUUCCUCAGGGCAUCGAAUACAUCAUAGACAUCACACAUGGUUUCUGAAAACAGCCGCUGGACAGUGUGGAGUUCAGUCGAUCCUUUAUUACAUUAGAUGCGGUCCGUUCAGCAGCCUUAUCAAACAUAAUAAACACAGGCUAGUACUCAGGAUAUUUUUACUACAGUUUGUAAUUCAUUUGUUAAUGUAGUAAUUUCAGGAAUUUGUCUUUUUCUUGUUUUCAUGACCUGCAGUAGAAAACCAGUGCAGAUGGUUAAUUCGCUGAAAUCUGAGGUCAGUGGAUUUGAGUCAGGACAUUAAAGCUCUGCGUAAACUCAUGAGCCUGAGUCAUGAACCUGCAGCCUUCUCCGUCAUUAGCAAUCGUCCUCCUCCUCUAUUAUCUCUGCUAUCUGUCAUUUAAAUCAGUUCACUCCCUGGGUCACAGCAAUCAGCACUGAUUGAACUUAAACUGUCUGCUAGCAGAGAUGGACGGAUUUCCUGAAAUGUUACAAAAAUAAAGAUUUGAUCAAGUUAGUUUAUUUGGUAUUUCUCAUACUUUGACUUUAGCAUCCUAACUUAAAGUCUGCAGUCUUGGCUUGUUUUCUGUCAGAUGAUCAGGUUGCUCACUUGCAGUCACAGCAGCAACAGGGUGGCAAUUUAAAUAGGUACUUAAACAGUGUUAUAAAACAAGAAAAAAGUGUCCUCUUUUAGCAAGUUUUGGUGACUUAUCUGAUACAGUGGAGCUGCUCAUUUUCACAGCUUUUACAAAUGACGAUGUCUGCACAUGAGCUAGCACUUACCUCAUAGUUUACAUUUCCUGUCUGACCGUGUGACAGUCUGGGACUAUGAUAAACUGAAGUUCAGGGUGAUCCGAGCACUUGGUAUGGUAUGUCAAAUAAAGUGUUAAUGAGAAAUCCAUACAGUAUCACUCUCAAAUGUAGUAUUUAUUUUACAUCCAAACGAGACCAGGUUCAUUUUAAACACCUUCAGACUUAAAGAAGCCUCUAAGGGGUCAAUUAGGAAAGACUGAUUAACAUUAAGGAACAGCUAGUCUGAAUCUUAAGGCUAUUACAGAAAGUUGUAGGUUAAUUUACAAAGAGUUUUAGCUCUACAUAGGACAUAAGUCUGUGAUGAGUUGAAGGAAGUAUAAAUAUGUUGGUAUUUUCUUAAAAAAAAUAACACGAAAGUAACAUUUAAAUGCAGUAUUUCAACACUAUUUUGAACUCAUCUGACACUUCUUAAACUGCAUUUCCCAUGAGCACCGUCACACUCACAGCCCUAAAGAUGUGUCUCUUACGAAUGUGUGCUUUUGUUGUACAGAUCCAGAUCUCCUUUUUAAAUGCUUCUCUUUUUGUUCAAGACCAUUAUUUAUAAUGCAGAUUGAUGAAGUGGUGUAUUGAUUGAUAGCUUUGUAGACAACAUAACAGCAAAAGUCUGUUAAUUUUGAUUUAUGACUGUCUUGUAGCUUAUUGUAUAAAUACCAAUCAAUCCAUUUAAUCUUUCUAAACACAGGCCUGUCAAUCAAUCAUCACUGACAAAGAAAUACAUUCACAAAUGACGUCAUCAAUAUAAUAUUGUCAACACUGUACAGACUUUUAAAGCUCACCUCAGUGCUAUCUGAGUCCUUGUUAAAACUGCCUAAAGCUGCUAAAGGUGACUUAAUUGGAUGACUAAACUCUCACAAAUAGGUGAAAUUCAAGUGAAUGUACUCAAAGCAGCAGUUUGCACAGUUCUCUGCAUCCAUCUGCAAAACCAACUCACACCCAAACCAUAAAGGGGAUUGGUUGAUCCAUUUGUUUUUAAAGUCUUGACAGUUUUUGAAUCUCUUCAAUGGAUUUCUAUGGUGAAACACAAAAGCUUGUUGUGUUUCUGACUGAAGACAUGUACUUGAUGAUAGAGUCUUUGUAAACUCUGACACCGCCGUGGCAAGAACUGAAAACGUGUGGUUUCCCAACUGCAAAUAUAUGUGGUUGAUCGAGGUCAGCCAUUGCAUGCUCAAAUCUCCACCUACAAUUAGAAGUCUUUCUGGUAACAUCUACUGGCACUUGCUUUUGGAAAACACACUGACAGUGAUGAUUAGAGACAAUGUGGUCACAUUCAGGCACAUAGAAAAUAGAUUGAAAUGAGGAAAUAUUGAAAAUCUUGGGCCAUUACCAACUCAGACUCUUUUUGGUUGUGUUGGGCAGCUCUUAGUAAACAUUCCCAAGGUCCAGUUUCUAAAACGUGAGGAAGAAGUUGCAGCUUUUCUGUGCUUUCAUUUUAUAGUAAACUGAAUGUCUUUUAGGUUUUUAACACAUUUUAAGCAUAAGCAUGAAAUUGGAAGUGUUACUUUAGAUUUAAAACACUGUAAAAAUCAGUUUUCACAGGUCAUAUUUAUCAACAGUACUUCUUUGUUUAAGACUUUAAAUUUACACUACAAAAAAGUCUCUCAGCUAAAUUUACUAAUAUAUCUUUUUUGUGGUUUGUGUGUCGUUUAAAGUGCGUUUUUAAAGGGAAAGGUCACCAUUUCAUUGAAGUUUUUCACUUGGCAUUGGUUGAAGGUUCUACCCUUAUCAGGGAAGUAACAUGUGCAGCUCGUUCAGAUGAAGACAAGCUCAUGCGCAGUCUUGGGUGCAUGCAGAGUUGACUGAUUUAGUUUAGAUUUAGUGAACCAGGAAGGAAGUUUUGCUCUGCUGAUGUGCACACAAAACAAAAGGGCAUAUAUUUCCUUGAAGAACUGCGCUCAUCAAAUGUAGGUUCAAAGAUUUGGCCCUGAGCCUGUGAAACCACAAAGACCACCCACCCAACUCAGCUUCAUAUUUGACUGCUUCAAACCAUUACAGAUGUGGAACUGAAUUUGCUGUCUCUGCAGCAUGUGGCAACUAUGACACUCGUGGUGUCGCUUGCAAAAUGAAAAAUUGUCAAGGUCGGGUAAAGCUGGUGUUGUCAGCAGGCAGGUCACAUCAUCUAAGAGAUGAAUCGUAACUUUCUUAAUAUAUAUUCAUUAAAAAAUGUAUUAUUAAUUCAUUUUAACAUUCAUUGGAAAAACCUGUAAUCAACAUGGUGCUGUAGAGUGGUGGAGAGACAUGCUUGGGGAGGAGUAUCGUUAAAAGCAUCAUAAUCUGGAGACAUGUUAAAGCUCUAAUCCACAGUUGCUAGAGCUUUAACUUAACCUUACAUACUGUAAAAAGGGGAAGUAAAUGUGAAAACAGAAAAUGCUCUGAGGAAUUCAUUGAAGACUUAUUUAAAACAUGGCUUAAAGGAGAGAAUUAUGUUGAAUAUUAAUCCAUCACUUUGGUCUGAACUGAAUCUCAACAAUAUCCUUGGUGUUUAACAGACUUUUAUGCUCAUAGGAGGAUUAACCCUUCUUGCUUUUCUAACUCUGGAUGUGUUUUUACUAAAGAGCCAUUAUUGGCAUGUUUCUUACAUGACGUAUAUUAUUGAAAGAUUUUUUGUUCUGGAUUUCAUUUCUCCCAGAGGAAUUCUACCUUCUUUUUUUUUUUUUUACUAUAUCUUAAAAUGCUAGUAUUAUUAACUUAAUAAUGAAUACUUAAAAAUGUGCAUAGUCAUUGGGAAUGCUAGUAUGGUAGUAUGUGCUAUUGUUUGGUACAAUAUACCCAGUGUAGGAAUGCCAUAAUUGUAAACAAAGAUAUUGCAAUUGUGAAUGUUAGCAUGCUAAUUUAAGCAUAGGCAACUCAAAACCCUCUUUAAACAGUUUGAGAAGUUGGUUUGUCAGAAAGUUUUUGAAAGGUUUUGAGAUACUUUGGAAAAAAAAUUCUGUACAUGAAUGAAUAAAGCUCUAUAUCGUCACCAUUCACGAUCCUGGACUUUAAUCUGACACCAUUGUGGUGACAGUGUUCACUAAGUCAAUUAGUUUGUUUAAUCUACUGAUCAGUUUGGUUUUCUUACAGCCGUUCACACAGUCUCUCUCCAGUGCUUGCACAUGUGUGGAGCCUUAAUCCGGUUACAUUAUAAUUUGCAAAUAAAGAAAAGUAUAUGAAUGACUCUCAGAGGCACACACUGAGGUCGGGCUCUACCACAGAACUGAGUCAUGGCUGAAUCAUCACUGGUCUGUCUGUGCCAUAGCUGCCAGACGGGGUAAGCAAGAGAAAAAUAAAGACACUCUGGGUUGCCAAGGUAACGCUUGUGCCAAACCCUGUCUCUUCCUUGAAUGUGAAGCCCAGAAGUCUUUUGGUUGUAGCAGGACUUUGCUUUUCCCGCCUAUUUUUUUGAAAGCUGAGGGAAUAUGUUUCUCCUUUUGGUUAUGGAUGCAAGUGGUUUGCUUGUCGAGGGCCAUUAACCCACUGAAGUUAUCCUAAUCUUUCUAUAAGAGGCCCCUUAGCUCAAAAAUAAACAUGAUAAAAAGAUAAGUAGAGACUAAUCCUUUAAACUUCACCCAACAACACACACAAACUUUGUAAGAAAACUGAUAUCCGUCCAAAAAAACACGACACCCGUGAAGGUGGGACAUCACAUGUUGUGUCAGCUUACACAGGUCUUAACCUCCAGGAAAGGUCAAGCCACACACAGACACACACACGGUGAACACAUAAAAGCAUUUUGCGUGCUUCACACUUCAUCACGCCUAUUCUCCAGUCUGUUACAAUUAAGGUGCUUCAAGAACAUCCUAGUAACCCCGCUGAGCCCUUACGUAAUUGGAAAAAUAUAAAAAUCUUGUUUCAAAUACGUCAGAACUUUAAAACAUUAAGAUCAGUAUUUGUUUGAUACACAUUAGCACAUCAUCUGCAUAGAAAUGAGCAUCACUGCUUUUACCAGCAUUACGCCAAGCUAAUAUUAGUCAAACUUAAACUUUGUUUCAUACCAAAAAUGCAGGUUUUCUCUUGCUCUAUCUCUUCAACGCACUACUUUAUUAACAGCUUGUAUUUUUUGGUCAUGUGACCUCCAGCAUUGCGGAUCAGAAAUGCAGUGGGGUAAAAGAGAAGAUAGUUAGGAAUGAAAAGCUACUGGCAGGAUGAGGAGGGAGUUAGAAAGGGAGGCAUUUUACAGAGAAUUUAUCAUGGGGCGAGAUUGCAUCAUCUUAAGUUAGAUGAAAAACAAGGAGAAGAGUGAGAAGUUCAGAGGUCAAAGGGAACUGACAACCACAGCUUCUGUUUUACAACAGAGGGGAGUCUUAGUCUCUGCUUAUAUCAUGGUGCAGUGUUGGCUGGUACAAGUUUUUAAUACGGAAAAAAAAGAUAAUUAAAUGCUUCACAAAUCAGUCUGGUCUCGUUGACAUUUACAGUAAUUAGGACUUUUCACGGAACAGUGCUGAAAUCCAACUUUCCAGUAUGCUUAUAUGCAGUUAAAAAAAUCGAUUUACUGCCUUAGUCUGACUGAAACUGGAAUUUUUAAAAAUCACGUAAACACAUUAAUCCGUCAGAAAUCCCACUAAAUUGAACUUCUCAUGGUUGGACCAACUUAAGUACCUGAAUGAAUGGGUUAACACAAAGUCAGGUUGUAAACAAAAACCCUGUGAAAGAAACGCACAAGUACUCCUCUAAAUCAAGGGAAGAAUUAUCUUUCUAUCACAAAGGGAUUAUUGAUACAGAUCAUAUUUUGCCUUGCUUAAACUGUAACCUGCUUCCAAAUACUAAUACUCCUUGUACAGCUCAUAAUUAUAUGUUUUUGAAUGGAUGUAUGCCCUUUUCUGCUUGUUCCAAUCUGACAGAUGAAAUGUUUCCAUAUAGUCCAUCCCAGUCAAACAAACUACCCAACAAAGCUCGCUCACUCUGUAAAAAAAGAAGACCAUCAGGCACAAGGAACAACUUACGGGGAUAAUUUCACAGAUACUGUGUACAGUAACGGGUGUCAGGACCAACUUUUCAAUGUGAGUCAUGCAACUUUAGACUCCAGGGUCUAAGUUGAAGUUUGCACUCUUGAAGGGUGGAAAGGUUAAGAUGCAGAGCAGAGACUGAUGAUUCAAUAUUGCAUAGCCUUUUUGACCCUGCAGAACAUUACUCUUUAAAAAAGCCAUUAGUAUAUAUAUAUUGUCCCUUUUCUUAGACUGGACAUGACUGUGAAAAGCUUUUGUUUUGGGUGUUGGUCCUCAUAAAACUGUUUUCUUCAUAUAACAGGAUUUCAGCCUGUCUAGAAUCAUUUCCUUGUUUUUAUGUGUGCCAAUCAAGAUCCCAUCUCAUCGUGCCAGAAGAAACACUUAAAGAAGUCCUGCACAACACACACACAUACUUAUACUCCUUUGGGGCUCUUCUACCUGCUAAGUGCUGAUAGGCUCAGAUCUUGGAUGCAUGUGCUUGUGGUCGAUGUGUGUGUGUGCUCUUAUGUCUGUGUGUGUUUGCAACCAGAGCAAUGCUGCAUCUGUGCACCAGGCUUGCCCCCCCCUGCCCUCCACCCCCUCAGCCCCCGUAUCUCUCCCAGGCCAACAGCAGGCCAGAGCUAUCAAUCAAACUGGCAUCAUACAGGGAGCAGUCUGGAGCCUGGAGCAACAUGUUCACAUUAACCUCUCAGACGAGAGGCCAACACCAACGUCCACGCUAGUCAUGCUACUCUCCUCCCAGAGAAGAAGUUUCCUAGGAAAGAAAUGGGUGGCUGUUUGUAAUGUGUCAAGUUACUGCAGUUUAAAGAGGGUCAAAAUAAGCUUAGUCCUAUUAACCUGAUUAUUUCAUUAGGCCAAUUAUCCCCCUACCACUUUGAUUCAUAUGUUUGGGUCAGCUUUUAACUUAAGUCUAAUUAAACUUUACAGAAAAACCUAACAUGAGUUGUCAGCUAAACGUUGCUCAUAUUUGAAAUUGCACCAAAAUAGUUUAGCACAAGAUCCCUGAUAACCUAAUGAAUAUACACACAAAAUAACCAGAAAGGAGUUUUAAAAAAUCAUCUGACUGGUGCUCUUGUUUUAUAAAUAAAUGCCAAGUAGGAAACUUAAAAAUACUCUCUAUGAAACAGUGCAUGCAUAUACUUACAGUGUUUUUUUGCAGAAACUCCUGACUCAAAGCAAAGAGAGCAGAACCCGGUACCUGCUUUUUAAAACCUCCAGAGACUGCAACUGGAGCCGGUUUGUUGACAGCAGAAUGAAAGAGCCAGACACCAGACUGUCCAGACUGGACACUUAAUGUUUAUGUUCGAGACUGUAGAUAUUUUCCCUCUUGAGCUGAAGUUUUCGGCUGCACAUUGUUUAGAUGUAGCAUUAAAUCACCAAUUCCUGGGCGCUCACCUGCACAAAGAAAAUAAACAUUUUACACAUUUCUCAAUCACAGCUGUUAGAAAUCAAGCCUAUUCUACUUUAUUGUGCUUAAAACUUAUUUCUGUGUGAUCAUAAAAGAUAUAUUCGAUAGAAAAAAAAGUUUAAAAUCUGCUUCUUUAUGAAAAAUAUCUUCUUGCUUAGUACUGUAUGUACUCAACACAGGGAUUUUUGGUGCGCUCAACUCUGUCAUCAGUUCAUUUUAGUGUUUGAGAUAAAUGUUUGCCAGUAAUUCUUAAUCAUUCAACAUAUUCAGAGUGGGUGUGUUAAAGCCUGUGUGAUGUUUUUCUUAACUGUGCUUGAGCAGCAUAAAAAAAACUGUGAAAGAACAAUAAAUAAGGAGGAGUUUGACCUCUUGAACACAUCUCUGCAUUUGACAGGGAGUGUAGACAGGGGUAGGAGUCACUCCCGCUGAGACCAUGUCCACAUUUGUGUAGAUAUUUGAUAUAAUAUAGUCUUGACACUUUGUCUUUUCUCAUUUUGAGCUUCAAACUCUGAUUUUCUUCCUGUUUCGUCCCAUAUCUCUCCUCCUCUUUCUGCUUUCUGCUGUGUUCUUCUCUGUGAUUUCGUUAUACCAGAAACUACGGUCCAGUGCGUUGUUAAUGAAGACUGUAAUAAUGCCAAAAUCAAAAGUUUCUGUUGAAGACACUUCCUUAUUGCUCAUUGUCCAGUAAAUAAUAUAUUCUGAUAAUAUUUCCCACUAUAUUAUAUCCCACAAUCUGCUCAUGGAUUAGGAUAAAUUCAGAGUCUUAAUGUUUUCUUUACUUUUUCAAAAGAUCUGCAACACUGGAGUGAGUGAUGAACACAAUCAUCUGAAUAGCUUAAAAUUACUCAGUAAUUACUACCUUUAAAAAAUAGUAAUUAUAUCUUUUUUGAUGGAUGUCAAGUUGAAUUUAGUCACUGUAAUUAAUAUUUUCAUAUUUUAUUACUUGCCUGACAUUGCACGUCAUGAUAUGUUCUGGUUUUUAGUUUUUCCUUGGUUUUGUGUUUCCCUCAAGUGUAUUUCCUUUGUAAUAUUUUCCCUUGUGAUUCUGUUCCCCUGUAGUCCUGUCUUGUGAGUUUUCAGUUUGUGUCUGACCCCGGUUCCCUCAUGUUCUCAGUGUUUAUUGCUUUAUUUUGUUGUAGUUUAUUCCCUGUGUUUCUAGUCUCAUUUUACUUCCUCAGUUUUCCCUCCUCUGUGGUUGUCUGCACUUGUGUCUCACCUGCCUUUCGUUGCUCGUUUCCCUGUGUGUAUAUAUAGUCCUCGUCUUCCCUUGUUUCUUUGUUGGUUCACUGUGUGUGUUGUGUUGUAUGUGAACGUGUCUGUACUCCAGUAUCUCCAGUGUUUCCCCCCAGUGCCUUUGUUGGAUUUUGGAUUUUUUGGUUGGACUAUUUGGAAAGUAAGUUUUUGUGGUUUUACUCCCUUUUAAAUAAUUCUAUUUUCGUUCUGCAUUUUGGGUCCUUCCCUUCUUUGUUUCACCCUGAAAUGUGAACGCACAUGAAACAAUGAUAGUUGGCUUUUUAGCUAACAGCCAACGUCAAACCCCUUUAACAUCUCUUCCUUUUAAUUUGAGUCUGACUCAAGCAAACAAGAAUUAGAAACAUUUGCAAGCGCUGGUAUGUAUGUUUUUAGACUUUUGAAAAAGCCAAGCUAGCUGUUUCUCCCAGUUUGCAGUCCUUAAGUUAAGCUAGGCUAACGGCUAAGGCCAACAAAACCCCAGAACUGGCUCCAGACUUUCUGCACAGACAUGAGACCUAAUUAUCUUCACAUUCAUCUCUGAAAAAGCAAGCAGAUAGUCACUGUGUCUUUAAGAGCAAUCUUUUCCGGAUUAGCCUUAUCAGCGGUAAAACAAGCUAGCUUAAAAGCAGCACUUAGUAAACUCUCUGUUGUUUUCCCUAUAAAUUAAUAGCGUCAACCUGCGUACACAGCAGACAGUGAGCAGAAAGCACUUUACCGCUCAUGUAUUUAUCAACCUCUGAUUAAAAUUUAAGUAACAUAGAUAGUUUGGAUCAAUAUGUGUUGUUCUGUUAAGUAGAAAUUUGGCAAACAGCCAGUUACUAUCAUUAUUUAAAACACAAAGAAAUCCCACAGGAGCUCUAUGGAGCUAUAAUUAGAGUCUUAUAGUAUGUUUACACUGAAAGGAAGUUAUUCAGAUUAUAUACACAAGUGGAUCCUAAAGUAAUAGCUGUUAUUAUGGCCUUCUGACUUCACAGGAUUAAUCUACUUCAUCUUCUCUCUCUAUUUGAUUCUCGCUUGUGUCUCAGUUUCAUUUGCUUUCUCUGACUUUGCCAAAUAAACUUACAGCGAUGUUUUAAGACUCUUAGAUUAACAGAAAUAUGGAAGUUUUAGUAUUUUCUCUUACUGUUAGCAGAGUUUUAGCAUGAUUAUUUUAGCGUGUUGCUUAUUGAAUCUAAAGGAAGGUCAUUCUCUGACCCUCGGGUGUGUGUAUUUUUAGUUCCUCCAGAGGUGUUUGAUCUAUCCCAGAAGCCCCCUCUCCUCCCAGCUGCUCCCUGUGUAUUAAAACUGUUAUGAUCAGCAGAUAUGGCCGACAUCACAUGUGUACGUCGCUACGGUUAGGAGAGCAUCAACCACCCCUGCUGUAUACAGAGGGGGUUCGAGGGGGAUGAAAGCUUUGACAAGCGUCAGGGGGGAUGAUGUCAUGCGUGGGUCUCAGCUUGUACACCGACAUGUUUUCUGCACCAGCGAAAGAGACGGAGCUCUAGAGGAUACAUCUGGAGGUUUCACAGAGUGGAAUCCGACACCACCGAGCCGUCAUGUUCAAUCAAUGAAUGAAAGGAAGCACGAGGAGAGGCGAGAGGGAUGCUGGAAGUGGGCGGAGGGAGAGAGUAAGAUGAAUGGAGGGAAGAAAUAGUAAAGGGAUGGAUGAUGUUCCUGAAGGAAAGAGGGAGGGGAGAGAGAAAUAAUGAAUGAGUGGAGGAGAGGAAGCAGAUUGAAGAGUGAACAAAGUUGGAGGAAACAAUUUCGAGUAAUUUUGGGCUGUCAGUUGAUCGCUCUAUUUUGGUUCAAAAUGAAAUAACCCAUCAACUACUGGACAGACUGCGGUGACUUUAAUAAGGACUUGUGACUUUCUGAAACCUCGUCUUUCACUUCUGGGCCACAAGCAUGUUCAAGAUUUUCUUUCUCUUGUAAAAUAUCUCACAAGAACUUUAAUUCAUUGGAAGCUGGAAAUUUCCCAUCCGCUUAUGGUGCACAGAGGAUGAAUCCUACUCACUUUGGUAAUCUCUCUUGGCGUUAUUUAAAUUUUAUUUUUCAAUGAAAUGUCUCAGAAAUAGUGCGAUCAGUGAAAUCAACAUGAACCUCUAAAUUAAUCUUUUGUUAGGCGAAAUGGCAAUAAAAAUGAGAGUGGUGGUUUUCUCAGACUGAUGAUUAUUGUAUCAGGUUGACAAGCCUCUCUAGAUGUUUAGCUUGGUUCCUGUCUGGUUGACAUUUUGGCAUUUUUAAGUGGCAUUUAGCCCAGAUGCUGAAUAUCUAGGAAAACAUUUUAACAUAAAGACUGAGAUUCUUUCUGCAUGUUUUCGUAUUUUUGCCCUAAGUGCUAAUAAGAAAAACUGUUAGGUCAGCAGGCUAAAUGGAAAGAAGAAACAUGAUCAAUAUUGCUCUAAAAAAUAGAGCCUUAUAAACCACAUAUGCAAUGCAAGCCAUCACUUACAGAGUGAGGUAACUUACUUUUACUAUUUUUAAACCAAAGAUGAAUGUUGCAAAAGAAAAUGUGCUUGCAUUUCAGAUAUUUGUGAAACAUAAUGCUGCUGUUGUUUGCAACUUGUUGUUGCAACUCAGCAUUAUUCUGCAGUUUUGAGCACGUGAGCUGAUUCCUACAUAUGGGCUGUCACAAUAUCAGUUUUUUACCUUAUGGUUAUCAUUGUGGCCUUAAAUAUCUAGAUGUCCAAUUAAAACCACUCAGUCAUAUUGAGGAGAGACAAGACAAAGGUAUAUUUGUAUAGAUGUACGGAAUAAUGUAUAGAGUAAUGAAGUUUAGCAAUGCGUCUGAUAUCAGUCAAAGCAUCAUCAUCACUAGUUGAAAAACUGUUUUGGUCGACCACCAAUCUGUAUAUGCUUUUUUACGUGGCAGAGAACGGCAUUUCAAAAGUGUGCAACAUGCGCACUCAUUCUGGACAAUGCUCUGUACAUGCAUUAAUUUAACUGAACAUGAUGUAAGCUCUACAUUUGAAGGUGACAUCUGUUAAAUGUCCAGCCAUUUGUCUUCUCACAUGCAGGUUUGAUCCUUCAAGUUCAGGAGUUCAAAGCAUGCGUGAAAGUGCGCUUAGUUCAAAGCACUGUUUCCUGCCUCAUACAUCCUGUACUUACUCAAUGCAGCCACAUUCUUGUUCCUCGUCAUGCUGGAGUUUUUUCUUUUUCACUUAUGUAUAUCUCUUUCUGCUUGCAGGCAUUAUCAGUAGAACUCAGAAGAGUUUGGUCCCUUGUGAUUUCCCCUGCAUAUGAUAACACUAACGCACCCACAUUCAUGACCUUUGAGUCUGCUGCACGCCCACAUGCUGCACAUUUGCCAAGAAAUAAGCAGCGACUGAGCAGACGGUGUAACGAGAAAAUUAAGUCAGAGAAUGACGCUGAAACCUUUCAGUCUCUUCAAGCUCAUCUUGUGACUGACCAUUCCUAAGAUGAUUAGCGAAGAGAGAGGGACUGCUGUUGGAGCAUGAAAGGACAAGAAAAUGAAAAAGAUGCAGAAAAUGAGACACUCUGAGGAGAGAUGGUGCAAAAGAGAAACUGAUAAAGAUAAAAGAACAGAGGAGGGAACCUGGAUAUGUUUCAGUUUUUAACGCCAGGCGGCCCACGCCCAUGCCAGAAUAUGAAGCUUCUUUUUCCUGGCUGUUAAACACCAGCACAUGCUGCAUGAAGGUCCCACCCAAAGCCCCUUUUUCUUUGAUGAUCAGACAUCAAGUCCGUCAAUUUUCUGCUUUUUUUUUUAACCCUGAUGUACAUCAACAUCAUUUCUGAGCCACUACAGAUGUUUAUUUUGAUCUGUCUCUGGUCAACUUCACAGCUUGUUUCAUGUUGCAAGAUACUGGGUAGAGUUUCAGGCUGACUUCAUGACUUUGUUGCCCACAGGUGUUGGUUUGUGUACAGCUUUAAAGCCCAUCAUAGCUGGUUAGAUAUGUUAUAGAUGAGCAGGUGUCAGUCGGGUGUGUAGCUACGGUGAUUGAACGAGGCUUUGAAGCUUACAGGUGCUGACUCGAGGUCACUUUUAUAGCCGGUUUGAUGUCUCCCAGGCCAACAGGUGCUGAUCUGUGCUGCUUUCCUCCCUGCUAGUAUCAAACAGAUCUGACUUAAGUGACUUGGGUUUUAUGUUUUGCAGAAUUGUUAAACGCUGAUGUGGAGUCGCUCUGGUUUUGAUGGCUGUUGCAGAGAGAGCUGGAGGGUUUUAUUGUGGGUUAGUGUGGCUGACAGACUGCCAGGGUCAAUCAGGUCCACAUGGGGCUUGACUAAAAACAGACCGAUUGGUUAGUCGUUGCAGUUUCAUGGUUGUGAUAUUUAAACAGAAUUAGGCAAGACAUUUCUGGUGAGCAACAAUUAGAUUUCUGUUACGAGACAACCAAAUACAAACGCUGUGUUGUAUCUGCGAGUCUCUCAUGUCUAUUGAAACAGGAGUGAUGAUAUCAGCUCUGUGAGCCUACCCAGUGGCUACCAAAACCUAACAGCACACAUGCUGCCAAAACUGGUAGAAACAUGUUAAUGUAAGCCAGCUAUUACCAGGGGUGUGCUCAUAGGGGGUGGUCAGGGGUGACCUUGGCCCCUCAAAUGGGAUUGGCCACCCCUGGUGCUACUUCAAAAAAUCCAAAAUUAUGAUUUGUUUUGUUAUUUAACCCAGAAGUGUUCAUACUCACAAGACAGGCUAACACGUUACGCUAACUACGUGACUUUUGGUUGCCAUGCCUGAAUGCACAAUGUGUUUUAUUUACUUGUAACUCCAAAUGGGACCAUAUAUGUAACUAUAUCAACACUAUACUGCAAUGAAAAACAUUUUAGGUAGCUCUACCUAGUGUAAAUUUUGUUAUACUGUUUAUAUGGUAGAGAGAGUGAGCAGAUGUCUGCUGCAUCUCUCUGAGUCAGUGUGUAGUUGUCUGCGCUUGCUAACAGGAAAGCCGGAGCGCAUCUGCUUGGGUGCUUUUCCGUAUAUUCACCAGCGUGUUGUGCAGAGUUUGUUCCCUCUGUUGGUUGGUCAGGUUUGGGUGCGCUUCCUCAUAAUCACCAGCGUGUCCAGCAGACCGCUUGGCAUAGUUUGGAUGAAGAAGAAACAGCUUCUCUGGUGGUCGUGGCAGACGCGGAGAUUAGUGGCAGUACCAAGCGAACAGAGGCAGCCCAACACGAGGAAAAGGAGAAAGAAUUCUCAGCUUUAGAAAAUCCGACAAUUAUCAAAAAACAAUAAUAUGCAAAGAGUGUUGCGUGGCUGUCGAUGCUGGAGGAGGAAACACUACCAACCGCUCCCACCACCUAAAGAUGAAACACAUCAAGCUCUAUUAUGGGAGCCAAAAGAUGCGUGGCGCACCUGCUGCACCAAAAAAUAAAGUUGCAGCAGCUCCUCUCACACAAGAGAGGAUGCUAUAUGAUAAAAAAUCAACAGACUGGUCUGGCGUUAUGUUUGCAUUUAAAUACAAAUCCGAGUUUAAAAAUAAAACAAAAAUGAAUAAAUGCGACAGUAUGGUUAUUUGUAAGCCAUUAACUGAAUUUACAGGGGGGAAAAACAUACCGUCAUAGACCUUUUACCGUGAUAUGAAAUCAAAACUUUCAAGAAAAGAUGCCUGAGUUGUAUCCUUGGAGUUGCCCCCUGCUGGCUGUUAAAAAAAUACAAGUUGUGGCACUCAUCCAACAGCUUUACCAAGAGACUGCCUCCACUUCCUCUACAAGCACAUGUGCAACAUAAACAUGUUGUGCAGAUUUCAUGGAAUAUCUCAUAGUUCUUGAUUUAUUUCAAUGAUAUCUUAGUAUAAACCAAAGUGAUGACAUAGCUAAAAUGCAUCUCCUUCCUCCGCUCCUUCCUGCCCAGCAUGUGUAUUUGAGCACAAUAUGAAUCCUCAAGACAGUGAUGGACAGCUUUACAUGCCAGUACCUCGGAGGCUCAUGAGGCCAUUUCCAUCCACAUAAGACAAAGUCCAGUUAUUGGUUUUCCAGGGCAGAUGUUCCCCCAGCUCAUGAAAAUGGCCAGUUACAUAACUCACUGGUUUUGAUUGAAGCAGGACGGGAUAAGGAGACAUCAAAUACAGAAAAAUGAGUUUGGCAUACACAAAAGACAUGCUGGCUGAUAGACAGAGGACAUUUUGGUGUAAUUUACAGCUCAGGCCGGCUUGACUCUGAAGUGUACUUGAGCUUAGGCCGUGAUAAAUGGAAAAAGCCUGGCUGGCCUAAAGCCAUCUUAAAUCAGCUAAAUUAACUGUGUGUGUGUCUGUGUAAGUGAGUUUGUGGGCGUGUAUGUGUGUGCAACUUUGGAUUUGAGGGGAUGUCUAUAAUCAGGUUAAUAGGAACAGGAAAUGGAGAUUCUCAGAGAGAUGCAGAGGGGCAACAGAGGAAGUAGAAAAAUGAGCGAGGGAGAAACAGGGGGGAUAAUAUUUCUUGGCUGGGAUUCCACUGUAUGACUGUGCAGGUCCACUUCUCUCCCUCCUCUGUAUAUCUCUACUGACCUGAGGGGAAUGUAAAGAGCAUAAUCUUAAAUGUGAUCAACAUCUAAACACAGCGGCAUGAUGACUGGCAGCAGUGUGUUUUCAUAAGUCCUGUGUUUAUGAAAAGCAGCGAGAGGGGCUGCUAACAGACCUAAUUGGAUGUAAUUCAUGCAUCUCAUGCUCCAUGAGUUAUGGUCCGCAUACAUGAGCGCUGAUCCCUGUACGUGUUGCUAACAUGUGCAAGAGAAUACGCCACACAUUCAACAGCUCUCACACUCUGUGUGUACUUGAAUAUUGUGGAGAGUAGAUUGUGCAACCAGAACAUGUUCAACUAUUUAUAAAAAAUGUACAUUUGGAAUUAUGAGAUGAAAUGAUUAUUAUCAUUACCAGUCAGAGAAAACACUCACAAAAGAAGAAAAACCUAAAAUUAGAAGUGAUGUGAGACAGUAUGAUAUACCACAGCACAGUACAGAACAAUGAGAUAAAAAACAACAUGUCAAGACAUUUUAGCGUUUUACUAGAUAUUCAGAUAAAAGUGUUUAUGAUGUCCAUCUUUAGUUGGUGUUUUUUUGUCUUGUAUUUAUUCGACCCUAUCCUGGAUGGCCGAUAUUUGAAUAGACAUUAAAGUUUUAUGUUAUGUAACCUAAACAAAACAAAAAAAUAUACUAAUUUUCCUUUUUUCUCACUUUAUUUUUUAUUUGAUUGGCUAUACUAUAGUGUGUUUUCUGUUGUUUUUGGCAGCAGGCCUUUCUUGUUGAUGUUUCCAACAUGUUAGAGGUUGAUUGCCUGAUCACCUGCACAUGUGUGAGAGAGAGCGUAACCUAUGUAAGAUCUGUGUCUGAGUAUGUAAUGAUCUUGAAGGGGGGGCCAAGAAACACUAUUUUUGUAAGCACAGUGUGUGACGGCACAACGGCAAAGCUAACAUGUUGGUACCUCGUAGUUAGCAUGUUAAGCAACACUGUGUGAGAAUGCAAUCUUUUUCAGAUGCUAAACCCGAAAGCGGUAGUAAAUUAUGGUUUGGGGUCAUGAUGCGAAUAACAAAACAAAAUUUAGUUUUGAUGAUGGUGGUAGAUGAAGAGUCAGAUGACCUCGUAAUUCACUCUCAAGAGGAACAUGAAUUGUCUCAAAUGGUUGUCAGGAGAUUUAACUCAAAAACAAACAAGUUUUCAGGACUGACUGACAAACUGAAAAACAAGUUUCUACAUAAAAUUUCAAGAAAAUCUGUCAUAUAUGGGUGGACACAUUUAAGACUUGACAGCAGUCUUGCACAGACUGCCUGUGGUGUCAUUUUCAGAGCUACAAUAGUAGCGUGGCUACAACUCUGUAAUUACUUUAGCAGUGCAGUCCAGACUCCAUAUUGUAGUCAUCUUUGGGUUGAACCAGACCAGACACAUUGGCUACAAAACAUCAUCAUCAGAGAAGAAAAAGCUGCUUUUUAUUUGCGCUUCGAUGUAUGUGGUCUGUGUCUGCCAAGUCCUUUUUAUUCCACUGUUCGGUCUUGACUCCUCUGCACUCCUUCACAAGUCCAGGAAUUGAAUAAAUUAAACUUGAGGAAUUCCCUGGUUCAGUCGAUAUAAAGAGUGUCAUUGUGGUGGAGGCACAAUGAGACAUGGAUGGAUUUAUAUAGAGCCUCUGUGAUAUAUAAUCAGCUCAGUGACAGACGGGUGCAGACUGCGCUCAGUGCAGAGAGGAAACCAUUGUCCUGCAGGUCAGACUGGACUCUGACCAGAGUGCUUCACAGUGAUGUCUGAAAUUCCUCCAGUGAUCUCCAAAAUCACUUUGUGUGAGUGAGUCUAAGUGUGUGUGUGUGUGUAUGAGUGUGUCUAUCUCUGAAUACAGUAUAUUACCAAGACUGUUUGAUAAGUGUAAGAAAAUACUGAUAUAUUUGAUUAUUGUUAGAGUUUGUUCAUUGAUGCCACCAAUUUCCCCCCAAAUUUCAAAUGGAUUUAAAAUCUUUUAAAGAAAAAAAGGUGGGCGGAUUAUAGUGUUAAUAAGUAUUAUUUAUUUAUCCUUUCCUGAUUGCAUCAUAAGCAUUGAAUAAACAUUCAGUAUUAAUGUUUGUAAUGACUGACCUUUUACUAAUUGAGAAUGUCAAUACACAAGUCUGCAGUCUCAAAGUUGGAUUAUUUAUUAUUGAGUAAAGUAAUUCAAUCUGAGUUCAUACAGGAGAGCAGUAAACAACAGUCCCUGGCAGCCGUCCAUAACCUUUUCUCUCCCUCUGUCCCUGCAGCGCUGCUGGCCUGCGUGCUUUCCUUCAACGUGGACCAGAAAAAUGGUUUGUCGUUCGACGGUCCUCUGGAGGACAUGUUUGGUUACACCGUUCAGCAGUUUGAGAACAGCGAGGGGAAAUGGUGAGUGGCAUUAACUACUGUGCUAUUUCAAAGAGACCUAUAUUAUACUCAUUUCACUUUUGAUAUAUUUAUACUGGUGUCCGUGAAAACCAUCAAGUCAGCGUUAUUUGGCUGCAUCCUGAAACAAUUCUUUUUCGGCUGUUUCUCCACCGAUAUAAAGUUCGACACAGCUUGUGGGUGUUACUUUUUACACAGCUUCAUUGUCACGAAAUAACCUGAAAGUUAUGCUCUCAAAGAAAAUGUCUAAAGCUAGCUGUUAGCUCCUCUUCAUAUCAUCUGCUAUUAUUGUGCCGUUUAUAGUGUGUGAUUCUGAGCUUUCAUAGAAGGUCUUUAUUGAUGGAGCAGCCCCGGGUUUCAGUAACAGCUGAGAUGCAAAUCUAGCUUGUACUGGUCUUUGUUUACGAAAGAGUAAUCAGUGAAGAAGACAAACAGCUGUUGUUGUUGUGGCUGUUGUUCAGGAAACAUGAAAACUUCCCACUUUUUUCUGAUGCUUUGACUUUAGGGAGAGAAAAUAGCCGUGACCUUCCUUCUCAACCAGAAACGACACUUAGAAGAAACUUUCUGAGACAUACUGAACCAAACACAUGCAGAGUAAAGGAAUAAGCCAACUGGUGAAAUAGACUUUAAGGGUUAUAUACAAAGGCCUGUGUCCACAAUGUUAGCACUUUUUUUUCAGAAUAAAACCAAUAUGCCGCAGAGUUUUGGUACUCUCUCUAACUGACCAAUCAAAAUCAAGAAGACAAAAAAAUCAAUCACUAAAGACUUUGAUUACCAACUUUGUCUGAAUAAUUUAACCUGACUCAUUUUUUCAAGGGUAAAUUUCAGGAUAUAUAUUAUCAGGAUCAGGAUUUAUAAAUAGCCCUUAAAUAAAGUAAAUUUAUAGCAUACAGAUCGAAACAGAUGUUAACCACUUGAUGGGUUUAAAUAGUUUAAAUAGGUGGGACAUAUGCUCCAUUAAAUGUCAGUCAUGAUGCAACAAACUCCUCCUGAGAUGAAAGCUUUGUCUGCAGAAGGUGUCUGACACUGAAGCCAACUGCUGCUGUUUGCAAAAUAAUUCGCUCGAUUUAUCAUAAAUUAUUAUAUUUUAAAAGAAAAAUGUUAUCUUAGAGCCUGUUAUACAAUUUUUAUAACAUCAUUUGCUUUCACUACACCGAUUUCAAUCAAAUCCUCAAGGUUCACACCAGCGUGAAGUCCUAGUUCACCUGUAAAACCGUAAAAAUGAAGGAGAGUGCACCAGCUGCUGCUGUAAUGAGGAUCUUUGUCUUUACGACUCUGGCUGUUAACUGUAAACUGCCCACCAGAGUGUCCACAUACCCAGCCUGUAAAUACACUGAAACCAAGCAUCUGUGACUCCUUGCUGAAACUGUCAGGAAGCACAAUUUUAAAGCCUCGUUUAAAGCGCCAACAGCAAAGUUAAUCGCUCUGUGAGUCAUCGUCUUUUCACUACAUAUCUCCUUUAGCUGCUCCAGUCCUAAUAUCCCAAUGUAUUUCCCGCCAACCUGUUGCAACACCACGGCUCAUAAUUUUCGCCCCUCCUGGUCUGUACCUGGUGCUGUUAUGCAAUUAUGCCCUUAUCAAGCUCAUAUGAGAUCAGUUACAAUAAUUCACUCACUUCUGAUCAGUGGAUCCAGCUGUUGCGAAACCUCCAAAUUGUUCCCUGAAAACAUGUUGGCUCUGUUGCAUCUCAAGAUAGCACGAUUUUGUUGCAGUUCAGAGAAAACCCAGGAGAUCUGAGUGAUAAGGGGCCCGAUUAAAGAAGGUGAACCUUAGAUCCAACAUGGGCGGAGCAGGCACAGAGCAGAGGGAGGACAUUACAUAUGAAAGGAGUGAGCAGGAACAGAUGAUAGAAAUAAAACAUGAGCGAGAAAAAAUGUUUAUGAGAAAGAUGGGGAAAGUUUAGAGGAAUUAAGGAGGAGGGCAAUAAAAUUAGAGAUGAUAUGUAGCCCUCAGUAGAAGAAUACUUAAGAGAGAAAGAUCAUGAGGCGAUGUAACACACAGGUUACCCUUAACAGAGGAUGACUGAUGAGUAACAGAUGUCUCCUCCUGACCUACGCCCUUUAGCUCCAAAGUGCACCUCAGCAGUGAUGAAAGGUGGAUGAACUGCGUGGAGAAACUGUGGUACAUUUAGCAGGCACAGUUCAAAAGUAAAUCUUCCGGCUUACCGGGAGUGUUGCCCCUUUUUCCCAGGACUGUUGAUCUAAAACAAGUCAAAUAAAUCAGCUAAUGUCAUUUUUAAAAGUCGUUUACUUUUUAUCAUUGAGCUCAAAUUUCCUCACCCACCCCAAAGUUAGCCCCUUGCUCCAUUUGAUAUGACAGUUUAAGAGAAACGUGUGUGUUAGAGAGUUGGCAGUGAUUUGCAGCCUUCAUGUCAUGUUGGGGAUCAGUCCUAAAUUUAGUGUAACAGGGGCAGCAGCCUUUGUAUAAAGGGGCACCUGCUGUACCAACAGAGCUGAAGAGGCUGGGUAUGGAUGCAGCAACAGAGCCUCUCAUUACACUAUGUCAGCAGAUGUUUAUUUUACAUAUUAAAGGUGAUGCAAAGAUAAGAAGUCAACACUAUACCUUGGAUUUUGGUAUGUAUUAUUUUUUCAAAACACUGAUCAGUAAAACAAACCAUCAAAACAUUGGAGUGACACGCUGUUCAGCUUUGUGUGACACAAAUAUAUUAUAAAGACAGUAUAUAUUUACUAUUGAAAGUAUAAAGCUGUUAUGUUACAGAAUUAAAGUCAUUUUACUAAGCAGUUGAAGUCAUAAAGUAACCGGGAUGAAGCUGUUAAUUUAGUCAAUCAUCAGCCACAUAAUGCUGCUUCUAAGGGGGGAUACCACAAGUCUCAUGUUUUUGUACAACCUUGUCAGAGUCCACACACUUCCAACAGUGAGCUGCUGCUGAACCACAAUUUAACAAGAUUUAGGCAGCUGGCUGUUCAAGAUAAACCACAACUACAACUUUAUCACAACUUCAUUCCCAUGAUACAAUGACUUUAUUCUCGUUAUAUCAAAACUUUGUUUUCAUAACUUUACCACAACUUACUUUAUACUCAUAAGAAUCUGACUUUACUACUUUAACCUUGUAAUAUAAUGACUUUAUACGACUUUAUUCAUAUUAGAUUCAGACUUUUUUCUUUUUAACGUGAAGAUUUUUUAUUGACUUAUUCCUAAAACUCCCAAAUUCCUGAAGGUUACUCCCAGUCUUUUAUUUCAAAUUUGUCUGAUGUGAAUUUUUCCCAAAUGUGCUUCUUCUUCCUAUAUUAGAUUUGUACCACGAACAGCUUAUGUCAGGGACCAUUAGCUUAGUGUAGCACCUGUACUGGAGGCACAGGAAUACAACUAGCCUUUAUAUUCAAAUGUACAUAUUUCAUUUGAUUAACAAAUACAGCAAGACUACAAGUGUGAAAUGAGUUAAAGUGAAAAUAACAAUCUAAAAUAAUCUCCAGUCAUGUAUCGACACGUUAAAGAGUAAGCUGCUUCAUAUUAAUCAUGAACUGAUCAAUAGUGUUGUAUCUUUUCUCACAGGCAGCAGUGUGUGGGCAGAGCAGAGAGGGCUGUUGUUGUUUCUCUCUGAGUUUCCCUUCAGAUGACCAGGGCCCAUUAGAGCGCAGGAAUGUUAAUAAGCCUGAGUGUUUGGAGGAAGGCAGAUGACAGACUUUUUUUUUAGCAUCAGUUUACAGAUGCAGUUACAUGAUGUUAUGACUCACUCACAAAGACGUAGAUGUGUGUAACAUAAGGUACACACCAUCUACACACUGCUCUGCAACAUCUGCAGCAUGUCAUACAAUUAUAAUGAGAUGAUAAUUAAGGGUUUUUAUUUUAUUGGGGGUUCAGUUUUAAACAAUAAUUAAAGGGUGAUAAUAUAAUAACAAGGUGGCCACAGAAUCACGCGCCAUUUUAAAUAAACUUAAACAGAUUUAUUAGCCAAUCAGAAACGGCAGUUCAUGUGCAAUUUAACUUCACUGGUGUAAUUAAGGCCAAUCUGAAUGGUUGGGAAAUUAGAUAAUGUUUUUAACUCGCCAAUGUUUAAUUCUCACAACAAUACUGGAACCGCACUUGUUAUCGUGAUUGUAAAACUGUGUGGUUGUUGGCCGUAUUUCUAACCAGCCAAUCCUGUGUGUUGUUUAUUUAUUCAGGGUUCUGAUUGGAUCACCGCUGUCGGGGCAGCCAGCUAAGCGGACUGGAGACGUUUACAAGUGUCCUGUGGGGACAGCAGACAACAAAUGUGUCAAACUGGAGCUGCCUAGUAAGAAAACUCUCUGUCUGUGUGUGUGUGUUGAGUUUGCUGUUUUGGUGCAUGCACAGUUGUGGAAAUAUAUGCAUUAUAUUGUCGUACACUUAAAUAUGUGAUGAUUAAGCAAACAAGGAAUAAUAAACUUCCAUUUAUUUCAUGAUCUUUACAGGGAUUUUGGGAGGAUGCAAAACUUUCCUCUCCGGUUCCAGCUUCUUAAAUUUGUACAUUUGCGUCUUGUUAGUCUUUGGGUUUUUGUAUAUUUGCCUAAUAAAACAAGACAUCCAAAGACGUCACCCCUGUCUUUAGGAUAUUAUAAAUAGAAAAAUUUACCAAAUAAACAGAUCAGAUAAUUGAGAAAAUAAUCCAACCAUUAUCCCAUAAUGAAAAUUUGUGGUUGCUGCCCUGAUUUGCUCUAUUUUGUUGAUGUUUCUGUGUGUUUAAGUUUACUGUAUAUCUGAUGGGGUCUCUUGGGCGGAAAUAAGGCCCAUCUGAAUGGGAAGAUGGUAAAUAAACAAGGUUUAAUGUUUCAGUCAGUCAUCUAGUUUUAUCUCAACUAAGCAGAUAAACACAACUUAGCCCCCAGUUAGCUGUCUGUGCAUAUCUGCGUUUCUUUGCAGGACUAUGAGAACCAGAAUAUCUGAAAACCAACACUCCCCCUCAGGGGUUUAGAUUUUUCACCACAGCUGUUCACACCUCUGAAUUACUAAGAGUUCUGAGUCAUAGUUCACCUGCUGAGGGUAAACUAUUGGCUUUACUGACUGUAAGUACUGAUCAUUUGCAGACAGGCCUGGAAAUGAUACUCCUCCUUUAACCAGGGGGGAGAGUACUGUAUUUGUUUUAUCAUAAAUGUGAGUUCAACAGGGAAAAAGUUUAAUCUCACAAACUCAAGUUUAGUCUGGGAAACAUCCACAGGGAGUUGAUGAGGCUGGCAGUCGGAGCCAGACCACUCAGCAAACAUCCAGGAGUGGUUUAAAAUAAAGAUAACAUUAAAUGCUGUGUUUGGCAUACUGAAGUGAGUCAUGAACCUCAUGACUUAGUUUGAUAUUUGUAAUUUUGAGUAUAUUUAGGCUAAAUGUAGAGUUAACAAUCCAGUGCACAUGGCAGUUAUCUUAUUUUGAUGCCUCAUUCAUAAGAAAUACAUAGCUAAAACAGGCCAUGGUUUAAGUUUGUGAUAUAAUAUAAAAAAGUGUCUGAAAACUAAUAUUAGCUUUUGUUCAGCCAUACCUAAAUGGAGAACAUGUGUUUACUUACACUGGAAAUAUAGUCCCUCUUGAUUUUGUCUUUCAUGGUGUCAAAUCAAUCUGCAUGCUUUUGCUUUCUCAGCACAAAAACAAUGUAAUAGCAUGAUAGCUGUCCACCCUUUUAAAGGCAUGUCAGGGGAAAUGGCGCCCAUGUUAAUAUUGUGAUUGAGUCUGUCAAUCACUUGUCAGUCCGAUCCUUGUAAUUUAAUCAAUGCCCACUGACAACACCCAAGUCUUAACUCCCGGGGUUUUUACAUCAUUCCAGUCCAGGAUAAAGAUCUGCCAAACCAUAAUGAGCAAGAUAACCUAAUGUGGUAAUGUUGUAAUUUUUAAUCACAUUUUCCUCAGACCAAUUACACUGGAAGGUGGUUAUGCCGUACUGGCGAGGGUCCCAACAUCUGUGAUUUUUGACGAUGUCUGCAAAACAGAACUGCCGUGUGUGAUAAAAUGUUUUCAAAUGACAAAAAUAAAGGGUAUAAGUUAGCUGCAUAAUUUCAGAUUCAGAUAGAAUUUAAGUUUGUGCACCUAAAGUGUCAUGAAUGAGUUCACAACAUCAACUGUGUAAAACAUGGAUGUAGGCUCAGUGUUUUGGAGCCAUUUGGAAAUGCUGAUUAAACCAAACUCAUGCUUGACCUAACACAAGAUAAAGAGGCUGAGUUGAAGCAGGACUUGAUCCGCCCUAUUAACAGCUUCAGAAAUGAGCCAUUUGAACCAAAAUCUUGGUAUUGGCUUCAUUUCUCAAGACUAAGGUUGCUGCUUAUUCAAAAAGUGUUUGUAGAAAACAUUUUAUCAUGUAUAUUUGUACAAAUAUGAAAUAUCUAGACUGAAGGGACAUCAUGAUGAAGCUUGUUGCUAAAACAGUUUAAAAGAAACUGAAAGUUAAUGAAAGAUUUUUUUAAUUACUUGUGCCUGAGUGUUGUAUGAAAAUAUGACAGGCUUUUUCAUGGUUCCCUUGGCUAUAUCAUUCUUUUAGUUUCAAGAAGUUAAUUUUAACCAAGACACACUGUGUGUGAGUUGUGCUGAUAGUUAUCAAGAGUUCACAGUCUCUGAGGACAAAGCAUCUUUUCUCCUCUGCAGCUAUAAAGAGCUACUCUCAGUCUCAUGAGGACCUAUCAUGAGGCAGAGGACUUUAGUCCACCUCAUUCAUGAGAAUAGAUGAAAAUAAAAGAUCAAAUACUAAAACUUGGCGAACUUGUAAAUUAGGCAAUAACCAUAGCAAUUCAUUCAGAUACUUGUUAUUAGAGAUAGAAAAUGACAGAUUUAGUCUUUAUGCUGUUUCAAUAUGCUUGUAAACAUUUUUAUUCCUAUAAACUGCAUAUAUAUAUUCCUUAUAAAAUCAAAACUAUUUAUUUAUAGGCAUUUGAUGGCACUUAUAAGAAACUUUAAAACAGUUUUUAGACUUCUUAUGCUUAUACGGGGUACUUUACGUUAAAGCCACUAAAAGUAAGUUUAUUUUAAUUUUUUUAAAUAGGACUAAAAUUCAUACUGAUGCCCUUUUUGGUAUUUAACAUCAAGCAAGACUAUCAGCAACAUGAUUGAUGAUUUUAAUUUUCUAAUGUCUAAUGCCUGAAAUCGGUGCAAGGGUGUAGGUGUCCGCUGAGACAGACCUGUUUUUACAAAUUCUUCACACAACAAUAACCAUAAAUGUUACAUUUUUAUACUCAUGAGUCAUCAAAACAAAAAAAAAUCAUUACUCAAGCCUGUAGAGGACAAAAUAAGCAAAGACUACUUUGUCCACAGGGGGCGCCAAAACUGACUGAAGCCAAAAGCUCGUUUAAAAGGACUUUUAAUUUUGCUUUUCUCUCACGGUUUCUACAGCUGACGAUGAGAAAGCAGAAAUUUUUAUUCACCCAGAUGAAAUAUAGAGCCAAACUGAAGUAAUUACAUGUCACCACAACCCUAACAAGUAACAUUACUGUUGCAUAAGUCUGUUUGAAGGAAAGCAGAUGCCAAAGUCAUAACCUGCCGCUAAUGACAUUCAGAACUGGUUAAAUUUCAAAGUGCCCCCUUGAGGAUCAGUAAAGAUUAUGAUUCAAAAUUGAAAUGGCAUGUGAAUGAGUUUGUGAGAAAUAUGUGGGUCCCUUGGCAAGAAGAGUACAGCAGAUACGGAGCAUUCCUGUAGCUGAAGCAAUAGUUUGCUAAUUUUAGCCACAUGUUUUUAUUUCUUCAUGUUUUGUGUCUUCUAAAUCUUUCCCUCCUCAACCAGGACAUUCAUCAACUCAACAUUUUGAUGCUUUGUGUCCUUUACUAAUUAUCAAAAGAUACACUGAGAAGAACAGGGAGUUAGAGUAAGAAACAUAGUAUAUGUUAGUGAGAUGUGAGUGAAUUUAAGGGAGUGAAGAAGAAGGGUAUGUGGCUCUCUUCCUAUGGGAAAUACAGAAGAGGAAUUUGUCCAGCUGUUCUCUCUCUGAGCUGCACUCAUUUUUUCUCUCUGUUUAUUCAUCUCUAUCUUUCUUAGAAAACACAACAAUUCCCAACUUGCUUGAAGUCAAAGAGAACAUGACCAUGGGAACGACGCUGGUCACCAAUCCCAACGGAGGAUUUCUGGUAAGUUGUAAUAUAUGUAUAAAGUGCUCUAUAGAAGAAAGACAACAGAGCAGUCUCCAUACUAGACACAAAAGAGGAGCUUCACAUACUUUACUGAAAGAAACUGGGCAUAAAUAUACUCUCACUGGACCUUUGCUCUGUGUGGAAACAGUGGGCUUGACCCUCGGUGUUUCCCAGUGCAGUUUCAUGUCCUGGGAAUGUAACAGGAUACUGUGAAGCAACUGUGUGAAUGCAGAAUUGUAUGGAGGAGGUGAAGAAACCCAUCAAGUUUUAUGUCUAUAAACUCCUGUAGAGAGUCAUUUUUAUGUAAUUUCAUGUUAACUACAUUGUAAAACAUGAGAGAAAUAAUACACCCCAGUGAUCAAUAAAUAUGAAGUUCUACAACUUGGAUCACUGGCCCCAAAAAACACAGCCUUAUAAUUGACCGUGAGAAUACUUUAAAGCUUUUAAUAUAGCUGAAGCUAAACCUGAAUACCUAGUAUUAGCAUGUGUAAAAGCUACCAUUCAUCACAAAGCACAGUCUUACAGUAUUUAUCAGAGUAAGUGUGAUAUACUGUAAAAUUUAGGGUCAGCAAAUAUCUUGAAAUGCAGAUUCUCUUGUAAGGUUUCCUGUAAGGAAGAUGCCUGGAAGUGUGUUAGAAUCAAAUUUCCUUCUAAUAACAUUUCUAUCAACCUGAAUUGUAAUCUGUGUCAAAGCUUAUUGGCAAAUAAUCAUAUGCUUACAUUCACUUAUAAGCAGAAAGUGAGAUAUACCAGCUCAUCAUCAGCAUAUUAUGCUUGUUAUUUUGGGUAUUUUCAGGCGGUAUCACCCUAAAGUUGCCAAAUGAAAUGCCUGCAAACCAGCCUUAGAUCUUUUUUAAAACCAAAAGAUGUGCAUCAGAAGUUGUGGUAACACUUAACUUGACGCCUAUCUCUAUAACGCAUAAUAAAUAUAUGUAUAAUGCGUUAUAAUCACAUUAUAGCACUGCAUAACUAUAGUUGUAAACACUCAUAAAUGAUCAUAAUGCUUUUUAGCAAUAAUCAUAACACAUGAUAAAGCAUUUUAUCAUGACUUACAAGGUCAGGUAUUAUAAUGUGUUAUGCUUAUUGUUAUAAAGCCUUAUGAUGAUUAAUGAGUAUUUAUAAUGAUAGUUAUACAAGUUUAUAAGCAAAUUAUAAGACAUCAUGAAUAUAUGCAUAUUGCAUUAUCUGUGUGGGCAUUGUCAGUGAGUUGUUAACAGUUAUAACACAUUAUAAUACCUGACCUUGUAAGUCAUGAUAAAAUGCUUUAUAAUGUGUUAUGAUUAUUGCUAAAAAGCAUUAUGGUUAUUUAUGAGUGUUUAUAACUAUAGUUAUACAGUGUUAUAACACAUGAUAAAUAAAUUUAUCAUGCGUUAUAGAGAUAGGCGUCAAAUAAAGUGUUUCUGAAGUGGUUUGUUUAUUAACAGCUUAAUAUUAAUCUGUCACCAGUAUGUUAUUAGUACUCACUUCCUUAUAGAGCCCAUCCCUGCCAAACUGAUAAGCGAGUGUUAGGCUGUGUUGAAGCUCAGCAAGCUGCUGUAUUUUACAAACCAGUCAGUCAGGACUGAAAACAUGCUGGUCUCAUAGUGUCAAGUGUUUUAGAUUUUGGCUUAAGUUCAGCCUCAUUGAGGUGCAAGCAUUUUUGUAGAUAAGACUCGCUCUUGUACGGCUAUAUUCGUCUCUCUCUGAAUGUGAGGAAUGCAGUGAGAUCGUGGAAAUCACCCGAGGAAAUCUAAUGAAAUAUGACUUAAAGAUGAGAAGAUGUUAGCCAGUUUUCCAGUAACUAUUGGCAACUUUAGAGGCCUUUAACCUUGAAGGCUGAGUUUCUGUUUCCCUCUCUGGUACAGUCAGACUGGAUCUAUGGUGGUUUUAAUGGUUUCCGUGUAAUCUCCAGUUUGAACAGUUCUUUCCUCUCUGAAGCCAUGAACCUCCUCUCACCCAUGACGUCAUAUUGGUGGAAAGCUAACCAGUCGUGGCCCUUCAGUUUUAUUUUCUCCAGCAGCUACAGUCUCAGUGUGUUUACACGUGUGUGUCUUGUUUCUGCAGGCUUGUGGUCCUCAGUACGGCUACAUGUGCGGGAAGCAGCAGUACAUCUCAGGAGUGUGUGUGAAUGUCAGCUCAUCCUUCCAGAUCCUCAACCCUGUUGCUUCGGUGCAAGGUACGCAGCCUGAUAACUUAAGACACAGGACGUGACGGCGUCUGCACAAACUUGCUGUCAGGAUAAGAGAUUACAAUCUACUCUUCUGUGUAGUACCACCCAAGAUCCUGACAUCAAACACACCCUCCCCCUGGAAGGAGAGAGAGAUUAGAGCAUUCCUCUUAAUGUAAACUUGUCUGUGACACUCAUUCCUCUCCGGCCCAGCCCGGCCCAGCCCUACAGCUGUGUUGUAUGCCCAAGUUAGGAGACAGUUUAGUGGGCCUGCACUUUGUUUCCCAGGAGUGCUUGGAAAUACAGAGCGUGGUCCAGUCGUUGUCGUUACAUCUCUCUUUCUCUCUGCCUUCUUUGAACAGACACAAACACAGCAAGUUCUGCAAAAUCUGUUCAAAUAUUUAGCGUGUGAAGACGUCCAGACCCUAAAUAUAUAUAUUUUACCACCAAGCAUGUACAGAUGUGAUCUGAAUGGCUCACAUUUUAGGCUGAAAUGAGGUAUUAAAUAUAUAAUUAUCUGUGCAAUAAUAACCCAAAUUAUUAAGAUGGUCCAGAUUUUAGACUGAUUGAAUCAAAAGUAAAACCUGAUUAUUGAAAGUUAAGUUGCUUCCCUGUGCUUUUUAAUCUUCAGUGUGAAAUGUUUUAAUUUUUACCGACACUAUCUAGACUAAGCUGAACUAAAACCCACCGUCACUGUGUUGCUUUACUCUGUCACUUUUUAUUCCGUAUACACUGGAGAGCUUUGAUGAAAAUGGUUUGACGUUGUCUUUUGUGGACGUAACUAAACAAGAAGCAAACAGUUGGGAAAAUUAACCUUUUUAGGGAAACUAGACAGUUUUUUUGCUGUGAAGUUUAAUGAUGUGAACACUGAAAUGACUUUGACUGCAUUUGAAGCAAUUAAAGGGCAAUAAUUAACCACAUUUUUGUUUUUCUGUUACAGAGUGUGCGAAAGAACUGGACAUUGUGAUAGUUCUGGACGGCUCCAACAGUAUCUACCCCUGGUCCAGUAUCAUUGAUUUUCUGCGACGUUUCAUUGAGAAUAUAGACAUUGGACCGAAAGCCUCACAGGUCUGUUUUAUGUACAGAGUUUAAUCUUUGGACACAUGGAAAGUUUUAUGAAAAUGUUUGUUCUCAAUCAUGCUGUAGUUUUUUGGGUUUUUUUUUUAACACGCUUUGAUGGUCAUUCAUUUCUUACACCACAUCUUAUCUGUGAUAGAACAACCAGUCCAGUGAUAAGCCGCACUUUGACAUACUUUCUUCACACAAGAACACUAAAUGUAGCGUAACCGUCACAUGCCACCCGGAGUUGUUUGGUAUUUUGAUUUAGAUACCAACCCCUAUAUUUCAAACAGAACAAUGUUUUGUAUUUUAUUGGAGUUUGAUAUGUAUGAGGAAAAAUGAAAAUGUAGGAUCAAGUCAAUUCACAAUAUUAAAACAUGCAUUUUCUUUUGAUCAGUAACUGGAGGUUUCAGGCGGUCCCUGAAAAUGUUGAUUCCUGUUGGGAGCAGCUCUUUUGUGUCACAUGGUUGUUUGCAGUGUUAAAAUCAGUCUCUGGAAUCCAUCAUGCAUGUAUAAAUACAUGGAGAAAUGACUGGGUUAUGUAAGACUAGACUGACUAAGCAGAAGUAUGAAUGAAGGAAUAUAAUUAUUGCCAACUCAAUUUUUCGUCUGCUGCUAUAUUUAAUAACUAAACUGCUCUUCAUGAUGGAAUUUUCCACUCAUGGAGAAUACUGUUAGAUGUCUUUCACAAAGCAGGCUUUAUGGGGUGUAGACGUUUAAGUCUUUAAAGUAAUUUUAGCCUUUCCUCAAUGAGUUAUACCUUGAGUUUAUUUCUAUUCACGUGUCUUGGAUCGCCCCUGCAGCUGGUGGUUAGUUUUUAUUAUGGUUACAUAGAUCUGGCGUGGAGCUUGCAGAGUUUUCCAGAGGGAAACACUGGAAAGUCUUCUCAGAGUGGAGCCACGCGGUUGUAAAGUCACAUCUUCCAUGGCAGCUGAAGUCCUCAGCCCUCUGUUUAAAGAACAUUGUGUCACAUCAACCCCGACGAACCUGACCACAUCUUCAGCAGACCGUCCAGAAGGACACACAGAGAACAGAUGAAGAAAAAGAAGAAGAAGGAGAGAAAAGAAAAACAUGAAUGAAAUGCUGAAUAAUGUUUAUAAUGUGUGCUUGUGUGCUUUCUAGGUGGGCAUCGUGUCCUACGGUUUGACUGUGACUCAUCGUGUCAACCUGAGCCAGUUCGACAACACUCCCUCUCUGCUGAAGUUCGUGGACGGGCUUCCUCAGCAGACCGGGUCCAAGACCAUGACCUUCCUGGGCAUCGAUACAGCCAGGUAUCUCACCUCUAAGUCAAGAUUUCAGUCCAUCAGUCAUUGUAAAUAGGCUGAACAUUGAUCUAUCAUGGUUAAAACUAUGCAGUAGAGGUUACCUAAUUGGUCCAACAUGUAGUUGGUCAGGCAGAGAGAAUGUUUUCCCAAACUUAGAUGUUCAGGCCAAAGCUGAACUAAAAGGGGCUGAGCUGCUGGUUGCAGUGAAGUUGUAUGUAUCACAGGCAACACAAGCUUUAGACAAAGGAGACUGUUUUGUUGAUUUCAGGGGUCUAUUAUGAAUCUAUAAUGAAUCUAAGAACCCUCUCUGUUAUUUUUCAAGCUUUCAAACCAGCACUAGGAAGUGUUUUGUGUUUCUGCUGCUGGCAAAGUCGACUGCCUUCUCUAAUCUGCCUUUUUGUGCAGUUAAAGAAACGGUUUUCUCUGGCAUGAUGCUUAAUGAAGUUGAAAGUUGUUUUUAUAGCAGAAAAUGUAAGCAUAAGUUGUUGAUGUGUGAAAUUCUGAUGACCAAGAAUGUCAUAGUACUAAACUAAAAAGAUCCACACACAAUCCUGCUAUCUGAAUCAGUGUAUCCUACAUCAGUGGUUCUCAACUGGCCUCACUCUGGGACCUACAUUUUUCCCGUGGUCCUUAAGUCGUGACCCACUUUUAUAGAAUUCAAACCAAGCAAAUUCAUUUUUUAUAAACAAAACUGUUAAAGACUCAAAUUUUUAACAUAAAUCCACCCAUUUUAUUGAGUAUAGUGCACUUCAGAGCACAUGAACUGAGGACGACAACUGCUAAAGUUGCAUAUACAAGAAAUAUUCAGUAUCAAAUUGCACAAAAUGAAAUGAAAAAUUUGACUUAUAUGCAUCUCUGUCUUCAGACCAUAUUCAGAGGAACCUGGGGAGGACCAUGCAACAGCAUGGACAAAAGUGAAUAAAUAUCAAAUUGCACUAAAUAAAGAUAAAAAGAAAAACAUGUAUUUUUACUGCAUUCAGGCCACAUCAAUAAGAAACAGAGGAGGACCAUGACGUAAUGUGUGUCUUUCAAAAUAAGAUAUUUUUCAAAAUAAAAGACGUGUCAAACAUCAGAUGUGCAUUAAAUAUUUACUUUUUUGACCAGCUGUUCGUGACCAAUCCAGAACAUGUCUAUGACUCACUUUUGGGUCGGGACCCACCAGUUGAGAACCACUGUCCUGCAUCAUGUAAGGAUCGAUGGUUCCCCAUAAUAUAGAAUAUUUUUCACCAGUUUAACAUCAUUCAUCAGAUUUUUUUAGCCUCUAAUGUGUCAGUAGUCUUGCAUCUGAGAGAUAAAAGUUUCACCUUGAAGUACAAUUUCAGACCCAGUUUGUGGAGAUGUUUGUGAAGAUUAGUUUUUUGUCAUUUUUACCUGUUAGGAAGGAGGCCUUCAUGCCAGAGCGCGGUGCACGACCUGGGGUGAAGAAAGUCAUGGUGAUUGUGACUGAUGGAGAGUCGCAUGACUCAUAUAAUCUAAAUCAAGUCAUGGACGACUGUGAAGAAGAUGAAAUCGAGAGGUUUGGCAUUGCUGUGGGUAUCAGUUACCUUUGUGUUGCUCUUACAAAUAACAUUUACAAGUGCACACUUUUCCUGAUUUGAAAGGAUGUCUCUGUUUUGCCAGAAAUACUUGAGCUUGGCUCCGUAUAUCUAAUUUGUCAUUCAAGGAAAUUACAUUUUAUGUCUGCAGAAAUAAAAAUCGAACCAGUAAAUCUACUGGUCUGAAUUAGUACCAAAUCAAAUAAGGAGUAUCAUUGAAAUUAAAUCAAGGGGGAGACUGACUAAACAGCUUCUUUUAAAUUGAAUGAACGUCACAAAGCUUUUACGCCAGUUCAAUCUGAGACACUCACUCCAUGCUGUGUUUAAAAAUGUUGUACUUUUUUCCAGGUUUUGGGAGACUACAAUCGUCAGAACAAAAGUGCAGAAGACGUGCAGAAAUUUAUCAAGGAGAUCGAGUCCAUUUCAAGUCCACCUCUGAGAGAUCAUUUCUUCAACGUGUCUGAUGAGGUGGCGUUGUUGACCAUUGUGGACGCUCUUGGAAGCAGGAUUUUCGCUCUGGAAGGUAUCAUUGAAAAAGACAUGGUGGGAGAGUUUAGUGUAUCAGUUAACAAAUGCUUACUAAACUGGAGAUAAUUCUACUUUCACAGAAAUGCUUGCUAUGAGGAUGAAUGAUAGCACUCUCAUGUCUGUAGCUGGUGAAAGAAGACUGUGCCAGAGCUAGCAGGAAAUGGGGAAACAGCUAGCUAGCAGUGCUAAACCAUCUGUCACAACGCAAAGUUUCUUUCACACCUCACUUUGUACACAACUUCCUCUCUUUACAGGAAACAGGCAAAGAGUGUGUCAAUAAUUGUCUCCCUACUUACCUGUUAAAAAGUACUUUAAAUGGAUUCUUGGGGUUUGUUAGAGGCUCUUUGCCAAAAUAACACUUUGUUCCUCGAAGGAUAGUUACCAAUGUGUGUCUGAGCAGCUAACAAGCCUUCAUUUUGCGUUAUUUAUAUGUAUAAAAAUUAACUUCUUUUUUAUUCCUUUUCAGCUACACGUGGAAACCUCACCUCAUCCUUUGAGAUGGAGAUGUCUCAAGCUGGGUUCAGUGCACAUACAUCUAAAGUAAGUCUAAAUCACAUUAUUAAAAUGCGUGAAUGUCGUACUAAGAUAAUUUGAUCUACCUGUGACACACUGAACCAGACAGAACUGAGUUCACUGUGUCAUAUCUUCAGUGUCUGUGAGCGCUCGCAUGCGAGGGUUUGCUCAGAUGAACUCACGCGGACACUUCGGCACAGGAUUAUCUUGAGUGCAUCUUCAACCCUUUGGUGAUUCACCUCGGUCAGCAGACGCCUCAGACACAGACUCCCUCUGUUACUCUGCUGAACUCUUCAGACUGAUCGUGUUUGGUCUGAUUGCAUGAGAGAGAGUGUUCAGACAGAGAGGAAGGGGAUCAAAAAUCACCAUGAGGCAUGUAGAAGAGACGGCCACGCAGGUUGAAUCAGAUGUUUGUUCACUGGGGUAAAAACAACAUUCUUGCUUUUGCCCCUUGUUCACUCAUUAGGUAUUUCCUAUGUCUAUUCAAAAACAAACAGGCGGCCCUCUCAGGACUCUCUUCCUGCUCUUCCUGCUCUUGACUCACGUUUAUCGACUCUCCCAUCACUGUGUACACUGUCUCUGCGGCUGCGUGGCUCAUUUAAUUAAUGAAACCAGACAAAGUGAGAUGUUUGGCUUAAUGCUGAACAGGAGAGGCAGGGUUUUAACAGCCAGCAGUCUAAAAGAGCCUCUCAAUGCUGUUUGACUGUAAACCCGGUGACCUCUCCUCUGUUUUCUAAUGACACAAACAUUGAUUUCAUAUCUUAAUAUUUCUAUUUCGGUAACACUUUACAAUAACCAUAACUUAUAAAUGGUAAAUAUUGCUUGUUAAUGUUAAAGUAACUAUUAACUUACAUUAACAAACUAUCUAUUUGCCAUAUAUAAUUGGUCUAAAUGCUGUUUUUAAAUGAUGAUUAAACAUGAAUAAACUAUUUACUGUUUUUAAAUUAUGGUUAUUGUAGAGUGUUACCUAUAUUUCUGUUUUUUCUUUUUUUGUUUUUUUUUAUUAUUUUUAAUUAUUUUUAUGCAAGACAAACAACAAACAACAGCAUUUGUGGUUUUGUGUGUGUGUGUGUAUUAUAUAUAUGAAUAAUAAUGAUAAAAAAUAUUACAAUUGUCAGACAAGCAUAUAAUGGAAUGUUAUAAUGGAAAUUAUAAUAGAAGAAUAAUAUCAAUAAUAAUAAUAAUAAUAAUAAUAAUAAUAAUAAUAAUAAUAAUAAUAAUAAUAAUAAUAAUAAUAAGACCUAUAUUUCUGUUUUAUGGUUAAAAAUGAAGAUAUAAACAGGAUACUUGAUUGCCCGUAUUGUCUGCUGUAGGAGGGAGUGUUACUGGGAGCUGUGGGAGCGUACGACUGGAAUGGGACAGUGGUAAUGCACACUGCUAAAGGAGAAGUUCGUCCAAACUACGCACAGUUUUCGGACCCAGAGACUGAGGUCGGGUACGAGGGACUGGCCGGGUACCUCGGUGAGUUAAAGCUGAGUCAUAUUUUCAGCUGCUAUGGGUGAUGGGACCCAGAGGAAAUCAUACAUGUGUCACACAAACUGAACAUGUCAAAAAUGAAUUUUUAUCGUGCGUUAAAGCAGGUUUCAGGAGGGAGACUUUUGGAGACCCACCAGCCUUAUUGACAUGAAAACAAAGGUUACAUGAAUAAUAUUGUUUUUGGAUUUAAAAAUGUUUCAUCCUGGAGUUAAAAAUGUGAAACGGACAAAAAGCAAUUUUUUUCUACAGUCUCUGUUCGUUCUCCUCAGCUUUAACCAUGUGUAGGAAAGUUUUCCUCCAAUCUAAGAAAGACAAAAGAGCCUCUUGAGCAGAAUUCACACUUGGAUUAAAAACUCCACCUGAGCUGUGUUUUCUUGAUCUUUUAAGAGAUUUAUUGAAAUUUUACAGCUGCGAGAUAAAUAUGGAGUCUGUUUCGUGGAGGGAGGACCAGCAUUUGUCUAACUAUGACAGCAGAUGCCUCUCUCUCUUUCUCUGUCUCUGUCACAUAAAUAAUACAUGUGGGCUCUUCUCUCUGUCCCGCUGCCUUUUAUGGUUCGUAGAGCAACCGCAGCAUCUUAAUAUCAGGUUAUUUAAUCAACAUGUCAUAAGAAAAAGCCCUGGUAGGUCCACACUUACAAACUAUGAACUCAGCUGUUGGCACAUGUUUGUACCACAAGGUCUGACUGCGUAUGUAGCUUCUGUGUGCGUUUUCCUGCAGAAGUGUUUUAUAGUUUCCUUGACGCAGUGAGAUGUAAACAAGAACAUUUUGAGUGUCAGUGUUUGUUCUGGUGUUAUGUGAAUGCACAGUGUGACAUAUUCCUGCUUUUGUCUGCUUAUGUUUGCAUCGAUUUAACCACUGCAUGUACAAUCUGCAGGCUAUGACGUCCAGUCAGCCUCCACCCCUGACGGAGUGCUCUACAUCUCAGGCGCACCCCGUUACAACCACACAGGCCGGGUUGUCAUCUACAGGCUGAAUGAAAACAAUAAUGUUGUGGUCUCACAGAUCCUGAAAGGAGAACAGGUGAGGAUUUCUGUGAUCGUGCCCGGGUCUUUUAGCCCGAGUUUCUCAGCUGAAUGAAGUUGGUGUAAAUGUGACUCUCCAGGAGUCUGUGCAUGCUUUAACCUCCUAAGACCCGAACUCUUGCAAGGCAUGCAUUUUUAUUUUCUCUUUGAUAUUUAGGCUAAUUGGGACCUGAUGAGUGUAAAAACAAAGAAUGAUCUUUUUACAUGAUGUAGUUUCUGAGAAAAAUGAUGUCCACAUAUGAGGACAUUCGUUUUAAAUUUUGAGAGAAGGCCCUUGUGAAGAAAAUUUAAUAUUGUGGUCUUGACAACCAAAAAUGUGAUGUCCACACAUGUGGACGCCAGGUCUUAGGAGGUUAAGUAAACUGGUGCUGCGUUCGAGUUACCUCGGAAGUCAGAUGCUGGAGCUGAAAAUGACGUCACACUCGAGUUUCAGUUACCAAGUUGGAAAAAGCAAAAUUGGAGGCGGGAACAAGAUGGCUAGAUCUACGAAAGUUAUUUUGGCACUUGCCUUGUCCAACUUCAUUUUCAGCUCUGACAUCUAACUUCUGAAAUAACUUGAAUGCAGCAUAAGCAUCCCAUGUUGAACCUGCUUUAAAUAUAAGAGGUUAAAUCUGUGUUUUAAAAUUAUAUAAAACUUUAUUGUUUAAUGGUUUGGGAAUAUUUUGUCUCCUCAUAAAGCAGUUUUACUUUGACAAACAAGAUUUGGUCAACCUUAAAAUAGUUUCAGACUUUUUAAUGUUACUAAAUAUGCAUUAUCAGCAUUUUGUACAGGUCAAAUUUGUUCGUUAUUCAACAUUUUGUUUUCGUAAUCCAGCCUGAAAUGAGCUCUCUGCAAAGAUCAGAGCAACCCUGAUUUUUUUAUUAUUAUUUUUUAUCAGUUACACCAAACAAACUCAGACGUUUUGAACAAAAUCUAUUCAAUGCUUAUAAAAAACAGACAUAAAUUUCCUGCUCUUUUUCUUUUAAACAAGACAGUUUCAAGAUACGAUCCAAUCUGAUAGCUUUAUUCCAUUUGGGUUACUUUUGAACAACUGGGCCCUGGAGCUUCUUUUCAAGAACUAAAGAACUUACAGUGCUUCAAGUGGAAAAUAUUAGCAUCAGCAUACACUGUUCUCCUCUUUUUCCACUUGUCGUUGUGUGUAUUAUGUGUAUAGACUGGAUUUCUACAGGUAAUGAUCGGCAACAGGAGAUAAUGCUGAUCUUUGUAAACUUCAUUGUGUUGCAUAAACAAAGACCUUCUGCGUAUUUACAUCACCAUGCUUCUGUCCAGUUUUCCAUCAGGCUGUAGUAACAAUAUACUGUAGCUUUGUCUCAUACAUAAACAGACAUGUAAAUGUUGGAAAAGGACACCAGUUUCAUGGUAAUAUGUGUGAAGUGCUGUUAUGAAUCGUCUGUAGAGUCUGUGAUUUGUAAAGGACAGGAAAGAGUACUGACAGCUGGUAAGAGGUCCUGGUUUGCCAAAAAAGUCUGCGUUGAAUUUAGAAGAGGCUGAACUGCAUAAGGCCCUCAAAAAACACUGGUUCAUACCUGUGAAGGCCAGGGAAGACCAGGGAAACAAGUCUACUAAAGAGUCAAAAGUUAUGUCAUUUUUCAUGAUUUUGCAAAUUUAAUUUUUUUUACUUAUUUUCACGUCAUCUGGACGUUAUCAGAACAUGGACUUCUCAUAUUUCACUGCGCACUCUCCCUGUUUGAAAAUCUGAGCUUACUGAUGACUCACGAUGAAUCCACAGCUUCUACUUGUCAAGAGCAUUGUAAAUAUUUAAGCUAGUAGGACAACACAACCAGAUGGUCAAACUUCUUGUUGCUGUGCCAGUUUUCUGAAUGUUUCAGGUCCUAAAUAAAUGUCUGAUAAAGUUCUUGUGGGGGCUUUUUUGGGGGGACAGCCUAAAGACCCACUGAGUGUAGUGUCUCUGAAAUGACAUGAAUCAAAACCUGUGUUUUCAAACCAGGGCUGGGACUCAACACUGAUAUGAUUUGUGGUUCUUUGUGCAGAUUGGUUCCUACUUUGGCAGCGUCCUGCAGACCGUUGAUGUGGACGGCGACUCAAACACAGAUCUCCUCUUAGUUGGCGCUCCGAUGUUCAUGGGAAAAGAAAGAGACGAGCAGGGGCAGGUCUACGUCUACAAACUCAAUCAGGUUCAGAAAAACUAAAUUGUAUUUUGAGUUUUUCUCUGAAUGUCUGAGGUCACAUCAUAUUUUAAUGAAACUUCACUCUUGACUCUUCACUCUUCAGGAUGGCCAGUUUGAGCAUGAGUUCACACUAAAGCCCAUCAAUCAGUCCUGCUGUAUCGCCGGUUCAGAAGUCUGCACUAAUAAAAAUGAACCAUGCGGGGCUCGGUUUGGCACAGCCAUUGCAGCAGUGACGGAUCUGAACCUGGAUGGAUUUAAUGACGUGGCCAUAGGGGCACCUUUUGAGAAUGACCAUCGAGGGGCUGUUUACAUCUACCACGGAGAUAAGAGGACACUGAAAGAGAAAUAUGUGCAGGUAAGGAGAGUUCACAGACGGUUAUAAUUCACUCUGACGUAUUUCACACUGAAGUGGUCAGUUUGACUUUGUGGGUCUUUCUCAGUCUUACAAUCAGCACCUCUGCGUAGAGAUUGUUUGAAAACUCAAAACCUUCCUCUUUCGGAAAGCCUACCCGGACUAAUUUUAUCUGAUUUUAUCUGCUGACUGUUUUUAUUGUUUUGCCCUGUUGCUUGGUUUUUACUUUUUAUUGUUGUCUUGUUGUGCACUUUGAGAUUUGUUUUUAAAUGUAAAGUGCGUUACAAAUAAAAUCUAUUAUUAUUAUUAUUAUGAUAACACUUUAUAAUAACCAUCCAUUAUAACUAGUCAAUAGAUCAAUGACAAACUGUUAAUUAAUGAAUUAAUUUACUAACUGUUAAGAAAUGAGGAAUAGUUGCAACUUUAGAAUCACAUCCCAAUAACAUAUAUAAACUAUUAACUGAUUAACAAGUCAUUGGUAAGUAAUUUACUAAUAGCUUGUUCAUGAUCUAUAACCAAUUUAUAAAGUAAAGUCAUAUAUCAUUAACAUACAGUCAUUUAUAACUCGUUAACUAACAGUUUAUUAAUGAUAUAUUAACUACCUAUAAGACAUUAAAAAUCCUUAACAAACUGUUAACAAACACUUAACAAGUAAUAAAUGACUCAUUAAUUAACAGUUUACUCAUGAUUUAUUAACUAGUUAUAACGCAUAGUGAUUAUAAAGUGUUACCAAAGUUAUUUAAAGCUACAGUAGGGAGUUUUCGACUGCUUAUGAAAAAGUCUGAAAUCAACAGUGAUGGUUCUUUAUGACCGUUAAUGACACAAAUUUCAAUUAUUUAUACCAAUUUAUAUCAAUAUCUUAUAUUUCCAGCACGCUGACGAAAGAAAAAAGUACGUACACAUGUACAGGACAAAACUAGCUCAAACGUGAGAGGUUUGCCUUUGUCAAUUAAGCAUGUAAUAAUCAUGUUAAUCGUAGAAGUGUACCUCUUCUACUCUGCAGUGAGCAUUGUUUUUACUCUUCCUGGACUAAAAUACACGUUGUUUGUCACUGUUGAUGCCUGAAUGACCUUCUCUUUCUAUCUGUUUUUCUUCGUGUUGUUUUUAUUUUUAUGAGCUCUUGAAAAAGUAUAAGAUACCUUUCCCUCAAGACCCUGCCUACUGCUGGAAAUCACUGUGCUUAAAUAACAAAUUCUGGAGCUAAAAAAAAAAGGAAGUUAGUGGUGGAAUUUGGGUUUUAUAGAUCUUGAAAUAUAAGAUGUUGAGAAAUAAAAAGUAAACAGAAAAUAAGUUAAAUGAACUACUGUACGUUAAGAGAAAUAGAAAUGUAAACAAGUCGCUUUAAAUUAAAAAAAGUCUGUAAAAGAGAUAAGAAUUUAAAUUGUAUGAUUAUAAAACAUCACAGAUAUAAAAGAAAACAACUAGAAGAGAAGAGUGCUGAUUCAAAAUGAUAAGAGUUUCUGUAUGUGGUCCAGAAAAGGUCCCCAAACCUUUUUUGAAUUUUUCGUCAUUACCUGCGACCGAGUGACAGAUCUUCUCAAGGUCUAAACAAGACGUAACGUCUUUCAGCCACUGACUGUGAGUGGGUGGGGCUUCUUAAAGUAUUUUAAGUAAACUGAUGCUCUCUGUCUCGUUCAUAGAGGUGGAACAUAAAAGCGUACCCUCCACCUGUACCUGUGAUGUUUUUAACCAGUUCUGUAUCCUCAGCGUAUCCCUGCAGGAGGGGAUGGUGAUAAGGUGAAAUUCUUUGGUCAGUCCAUACAUGGAGUCAUGGAUCUAAACGGCGACGGCAUCACUGAUGUUACCAUCGGAGGUCUAGGAGGAGCUUCUCUGUUCUGGUGAGACAUGAGAUAUAACUGUAUGAGCUUUCACUCGUAAACUGCACUAUCUGCUGUGACAUGAUCAGCAGCCGUGCAUGUGUCCUAUAGACACUGUCCUCCUGUCCGCUUUGCUUUGUGUUUCUGGGGUUUAGACAGCUGUUGAGGUCCCACUGGGCUUGUAGGCUUGAGACCAACAGCUUCCUAAUGAUCUCUCUGUUUAAACUUUUGGCUCUGUUCUUCCCUGUUGGACAUCGGCCUACAGGCUUCCACCCACAAAGUUUUGAAACAUCAGCCCACAGAAUGAUUUAACUUCUCCCACAGUUUCUACUGGCAGAGGCUCAGCUAAGCUGUGUGAAAACUCCAACUCCCAGGAGGCUUAGAGUUUAAAUAGGCUUUGGCAGCAGGCGGCUGUUCUUGUUCUGGAGCUGGAGUUGUAUAAAGCUCAACAGUUGGAUACAGAGAGAGUGAGGCCAAGUUUUACACUUCAGAUGCGUCUGUUUCUUGUUCUUUCCUUUGAGAAAGUAGAUGCAUUUCGCACAGUUCAAAACACAGACACGCAUAUCACUCAUAUUAGAAGUUGGCUUGAUUGUGUUUUUUUUUUUUUCCACCAGGUCCAGAGAUGUUGCAGAGCUCCGUGCGAACAUGACUUUUGAUCCUGCUAAAAUCAACCUGCAGCAGGCGCAGUGUGAACACGGUGGACGUAAAUCUGUAUGUGUGAAAACAAAGGUGUGUUUUGCAUAUAGCAUCAAAUCUGACCAGCAGGGCUCCGACUCCACUGCAGGUACAUCCAAAAUGAACCUCUUAUUUAUAUAUCUGACCCCACACUCUCACUGAUUCAGCAUUUUCUCUAUUCUGUAUCUUACUUAUUUUUUUUAUCCUGCAGAGAUACGCUAUGAUCUCAUCCUGGAUGCUCGGCGUGCGAAAGCUCGGGCUUCAUUUAUCGACACGGCCGAUAAAAGUGAUCGCAGGAUCACGAGGAGACUCCUCAUCAAAGACUGGGAGUGUGUGGAAGAAACCUUCAUGAUGUCGGCAAGUACUCUGAUGUUUAUGACGUACAUGUGGGAAGAGUUAGAGUUUCUUACCUGUUGCUGUUCCACCCCAAACUGCAUUUUUACCCUGAAAUCACAAGAAUACAAUGUUCAGAAUUACAACAUUGUAUUCUUGGCUUGUUGGGGAUGUAGAUGGUGUCCGGGGCCAAAGAGGAGACAGGACAAAGCUGUGGGGAGUGUUAUGCAGAGCAGGAAGACAUAGAUUCUAACAUGAAACAGGCCCGCCCUGAUCAAAGCAUGCCGAGUUUAGGCCUGUGCAGCUCGCUGUGAUAAAUUAUCUGCAGGCACUCCGAGUUAGGGAGGAAAAGAAAAGGCAACACACAAUGAGAGUGUAUGAGGUGUUUGGAGAGUAUGACAAAAAGGGACAUCUAAGGACGAGAAAUAUGUCAACAAGCUUUACACCGAUUCAGAAACCUUUGUUCUUCAUGAAUGCUAUGUGGUUUCUGCAGCGAUGUGACAUUAAAAACCACGCGCACAAAGUUUCCCAUUCGUAUACUGCAGCAAUGGAUUUUUCUGAUUAGCUGCCCCAGAGCAAGAGCUGAAGGAGAACUAAUCAGUGAAAACAGCUGCUGUGGCUGUGUGUCCAGAAUGAAUACCUGCUCUGUUCUAAUGUGCCAGUUCGGACAGAAACUUCCCACAGAGUCCAGGGCAGAGGUUUGGAGGGGUCAGAGGGAUUUGUACCACACGCACAAAACAUCUUAAAGCGCGGUACCUGAAUUUAAGAUGGACCGAAUAUGAACAGAUCUGAGCAGCAGCUGUAUGAACUGAAAGCAGAUGUGUCGCAAAUUAAUCCCAGCUCUUCAUUCACAGGAUGUGUACGUCUGCAUUCAGCAGAAAUGCUCCGGAGAUGAAGCAUAUGUUUCUUAUGUGGCGCUCUUUCGUGGGUUUAAUCAAAAUCUGUCACAGGCCCAAGAAAGACUCAUUUUUAUGCCUUCCUGUACAAAGCAGUAUUGAGUUUCCCUAUGACGUGUGUUAAUUAAUUAAUGCGUCUACUUGAUGACGGUCAAACAAACUGGUCUUGAAUGGACUUCCGGGUUCUUGUCUGAUCUCCACCCAGUCUUCUGUGUAAAUAAGCCAAACAGAGUUUCCUGUAAACAUAUGAUGUGCAGAUACUCCAGUAGAAGUUUGAAUACUCAAUGACAUCAAAUGAUCUCUGGUUACUGCAAAAUCAAUUGCACUUUUCAUGCAGGUCCUGUAUGCAUGAUACUAUUACUCCCCAUGAGAGUAAUGUGUGACUGAUCACAACAUGCCAUCCAGAGUCUACUACAGUGUUGACUGACCUGGAGUCAGUUGUCACCUGCUUAGCUUGGGCUUUUAGCUCCCCUUUUUAAAGUCUUUUUCUGGGCUUUAAUGCAUUUAUUUAGAGAGGAGGACAGGACAGUGGAUGGAGCAGGAAACUGGGAAAGCGCAAGGAACGGUAUGGAGCAAAGGCCUGCAGGUUGAGCUUGGACUCCCUGCUGUGAGAAGUGCAGCCUUUGUGACCAAAUUAGUGACCACAAAUAACUACUUUGAUUCAAUUUCAUCCACAAUUAUUUGAUUCACACACUCAAAUAGAGUUCUGUCGGCUUUUGUGAUGCUAGUGCGUCUCAUUAGCUGCACCUGUAUGCUUAGCUCACUGGUGAUCGUUCAGACUCAGUGAUGGUUUAAUGCAGUUCAACAGAAAGAAGACACUGCAGUGGCUUAAAGGGAUAUUCCGGCGUAAAAUUAAGUUAGGGUCAAACACACCGUAACACAGAGUUGGACAACCCGUUGAGAGAUGUGUUGACAAGCGCUUGCUUCUCUAGUUUGACCAAUUUUAGUAAUGACCGCACAAUACCAAUACAGAGAGCCAAGUGCUCAAACAAAACGCCACUCCAUAGCCAUAAAUAAUGCUCAGAACUAACUUCAUAAACAGUACAUACAGGGUCCCAACCACAGCACUAGCAACCAAAUAUCUUUUUUUUAACUUUGCCUAAUUUCUUUAGCAAAGAGAAUAAACACAACUCACCUACUCCCUACCAGCAGCCGCUUGUUUGUAGCGAGACCUCGGGCCAGUCCAUCAACUGGUGCGGGGUGACACAGCUCAAGGAAGAACAUUCAUGAUCAUUUCCUCAUGGAAAUGCAAUCAGACUGAGAUGCUAAGGCAGAAGAACUACCGCGUCUGCAGUGUAAAAUGAUUAAUAUGAUGAUUAUUAUGACAAGGAAAUGAUGAAGAAAUGAUCAUUACUGAAUGAUGAGGUCUCACUACAAGCAAACGACUGCUGGAGGAAAGUGGGUGUCCAACUCGGUGUUAUGGUGUGGUUGACCCUGAAUUAAUUUUACGCCGGAAUAUCCCUUUAACUAGAGUGUUGCAAAGGAGAAUAUAGCAUAUGUUAAAACAGAUAGACGAUUUAAGAUCUAGUUUUGAUAGAAGUUUGCACACAUGCUCAUGGAUCCUCUUCUUUUAUUGCUUUGCGGCCAUUUUUGUAGUUCUACAAAUUUCUCAACAUUUUAAUCUCAGAUUUACACCGCAGUAUGUGGAUUUAAGUAUAUAACUCUAGUUUAAUUGCUAAUUCUUUCUCCUCUCUCUCCUUCCCCUCCUCCUAACCCUGAACAGGCCCGACCAGACUUCCGAGACCCCCUCAUGGUGUCUUUAGAGUUUGGACUUGCUGAUGAGGAUCAAGGCCCCGUCUUGGAUGAAAACCUUCCUAGAUCCAUCAAUAAGACCGUAAGAAGAUGAUUUCAUAUCCCCUAAUAAACUCUCCGUCAUUGCUUUAAUGCCAAAAAACGAAAGCAGACAGAAAGGAUUGGAGGUCGACUCUUGUUGUCUGGCUCCAAAACACACUUCAGUUCCAGCACAUUAGCAUCUGCGACAGCUGACUGCCAUCUUUCAGAGUUUCCUAAAAGCUGCAUUCAACACCAGCAGCAUUCAGAGGACAGUAUUCCCACACUCCCACAUGCAUAUUUGUUCUAACAAGAGGCUGUCCGGAUAAUUGUUCCAAUGAGUGAUGUGUUCAGAUAAAGAGUUGAAAUACUACAUGAGAAUUUAGCUUCAACACGUAACACAAAGAAUGCCGUAAAAGCCUGAGCGUGUGAACACACAGAGUACAAACAACCACCGCCUCUCCUGACUUCUAAACACAGGAUCAUAUGUGCUGCAGUUCUGAGCCCUGACAGCGACGUGAGGAAGCAUUGUGACGACCUCUCCUGUUUUUGUUUUUAAAAGGAAGAGAAGGGACGCGCACACACACACACCCAGACGCACUGAAAAGGGAAGUCAUCAGGCGGAUGCUCUAGACAUUGUGCAGCACAUGAUAUUCUAGUCUCUUUCGCUGGGAGAGUUUACAGACUCUGUUGAUCUAAAGGGUCCAGUGGGAGAGCUUUGAGAAUGGGAACGAAUGCAAGUGUGACCCCUAAACACUCUGGGGGGAGAAGGGAAAGGAAAUUAAGGUCAUCUGAAUGCACCCUUCAGAACUGUAAGUGGUAACAAACAAACAAACAGCAGGAUAUUCAGACUCUCAUCACUCUACUUAUUUCUGUGGAAGGACUCCAGUUGUUUGGGAAAAUCAUCCAAAAUAUUUAUUCAGUUGACUGGUUUUAUAUCGUAAAAAAGGACCAAAAAAAAGCUUUAGACAGGCUCAUAGACUUAAAGGUGUGUUCCCAGUGAGUGUGCAAUGGUUAAGGAUUGUCUUACUGUCUAGUCAUGAGGUAACUGAGCUCUCUUAUGUGGACUCUUCCAUGUGUCUGCAUUCAUUUAGAUUCAUUUAGGCUUUACUAUUGGACUGGCCUUAUGAUUGUUCAGCCACAGUAGACCCGCGAAUGUCCUCUAGGUUACAUAUUCUACAGCAAAAUUAAACAUGUUGAGAAAAUCAAACUAAAAAAAGUUACGGCCUCAAAAGCUCAUCUGUUUUAGCUCACUUCAAGCCUAAGAGUUACGUGUUAAUUUGCAUAACUAAAGGGCAAGUUGCAGCUCUUUUUCCAAGAAGCUUAAAGAGGAAGGGUAAGACAUAAUAAUAAUAAUAAUAAUAAUAAUACAUUUUAUUUGAAGCGCCUUUCACGUCACUCAAGGACACUUUACAGAACAUAUAAAACAAUAAUAAAACACUAUUAACAAUUAAAAUCAUCAAUCAUCAAAACAGUUAAAAUCAACAAAGCAACAUUAAAACACGAACAACAGCAAAGGAAUGAGUAAAGAAAUGAAUAAUAGCAAUUGAAAUUGAAUUUAAAAAAGUGAGUUAGGGGUGGUGGGAGGGAUAGGCCAGUUUAAACAGGUGUGUCUUGAGUUUGGACUUGAAGAGGGGGAGGGAGUCUAUGUUGCGGAUGUGUGAUGGUAAAGAGUUCCAGAGUCGGGGGGCAGAGCGACUGAAAGCUCUGCCCCCCAUGGUGCUGAGGUGAACAGGGGGCACAGUGAGGUGGAGAGAGGAAGAGGAUCGGAGGCGGCGUGAUGGAGUGGCGAUGUGGAGGACAUGGCUAACUCUACUCCACCGCCACACUUCUCUGCAUUAUGAGGCAAUAACAGGGGCUUUAAUGUCCCACCCCUAAACAGCAGUAUGUCAGCACCCUGUGAGACUAAAACCAUGAUUUAUACAGGCCACAGUCCAGCCCCUUAAUCAAUGUGAAUGAAUGUUUAUCUUGAUUAAGUAUCAAAUAGAGUUUGAUAAAAGUUUUAAACAAAGCAAGCAUAAACAUGACAUUGCAAACCAAAUAAGUACAUCUGUAAGUGAUGAUACAGUAAUAUCUGACAUGUUGAUAUGUCAAACUGACAUGUUGUUCCUUCUAUGUAUUUAUCUGUCAGAUCUACAAAUUCAUUUUUACCUAACGUGAAUGGGGAUAGGAUGUUUUUAUAUUAUUAUGCUAUAUUAUUUAUAAUUUUAUCAUUUAUAUAUUUGGAUUAUCUCUGACAAUGUUUCGGUAAAGUCAAAGCUGAGUCCUUUUUGUUCAUUUUUACACCUUGAAUUUAUAUGUGUGUGUGUGUGUGUGUGUUGUAGAUUCCUUUAGUGGACUGUGGCAGUGACCAGAAGUGCAUUGCUGACCUCUCUCUCAAAGCAGAGCCGAGUGUGAAAAGGUAAAAGGCAGUGAUGGAUUUGUGGGAAUUUCACACACAAUCUGCUGUUUGUAUGACAAAAAUGAAGAUUGUAAAAGCUGACAUGAUUGGUCAUUCUUUCCCGUGUAUUGUUCAAAGAAAGACUUCGUUAUAACUGUUAAAAGAUGUUGAACACUGACUGUAAGCUAGUUUCACUCAAACAGCAGUGGCAAACUUUUCUAGUGCCUGACUGCCCCCUUGUGGAGAGAAAGUGCAUGUGCAUGAAAACCCCAGCAUACUGACACUUUGUUCAUGUCCCUCUGCAGCAUGGUGAUCAAAACCAGCAAAGACAGGAUGGAAGUGAACAUCAAUGUCAGAAACAGCAAAGACAACGCAUACAACACCAAAGUUACCCUCAGCUUCACACCGAACAUCAAUUAUGUCAAAGUUGAGGUGAGGUUUAGAGAGCCGCUUGUCCUUAUUUUAUAGUUCACAUGAAUAAAAUCAGUUUUUUGAUGAUGUUGUAUUUUGCAUGUGUUUCAUUAGCCAGACAAGUCGUGCACUCCAAACGACACCAAAGUGGAGUGUGCUGUGGGUUACCCUUUCCUGGGAAACAAUGGAGAGGUACAUUUGAGCAUGUGUUACUAUAAUCUGCCAAGGCUGGAACUUCACAGACGAUGUACCAGUUGUUAUUUCAUACUUGGUAAAUAUGUGAUAUGAUCCAUUAUCCACAGGAAAAUUUCAAAGUGAAGUUUGAGGUAAAUCCAAAACAUGUCCAGGGAGUAAUUCAGAUCAACAUCACAGCAACAAGGUGAGAAGAUCAGCACGGUGUUGAAAUUUCUUCACAUUUUGAAGCUUUUUCCCUCAUUUUCUUCAUAACUUUUCCAACAGUGACAGUGAAGAGCUGGACUCUACUCUACACGACAACUCAGUGCUAAUAACCAUCCCAGUGAAGUAUAGAGCUGGACUCUUAUUCUCAGUGUGAGUAACUGAUUAUGUGAACAGAUUUUCUUCCACAUUGCAUCAUAAAAAUACAGAUACAAUCCAGACAUGAUGACUUUUUAUAUUUGGAAAUUCAAGCACCUACAUUACCCAAAUUUUUGCCUCAGUCUAGACUUUAAUUUUAGGGGGUCACAUAAAUAAAUCAAUAAGCUUAAAGGCUCCAUAGUGAUAACAAUUUGUGAGAUUGAAGUAUACCACAGUGAUUGAACUUGUACAACAAAACCAGAUAACAAAGCAGGUACAGAUCCUCAUCGCGUUUCUCCGAAGGUGAACCCCGGAGGCUCGGAUCCAUGGCAUCUAUAAACCUCAGUGUAUGUGUAAAAUAUACUGAAGGCUCUUUCUGUGCAGAGUAGAAGUGCUGCUGCACGCGUCACAUUUUCAGUAUCUUGCCAAUGCACUUUCUAAGCUGCAAGACAAAAACUGCACUGUUGACUUUAGACUGGACUUAAGCUGGUCUAUGCUGCAGUGACCUUCACUGUCUUCACCUGCCACCUGUGUUCAGGACCACAAGAAUAUAUCCAACGUUCACUUGGGGGGGUUCAAUGAAACCCCAGAAUUCCCCCAGACUACACUUACAUACAUACAUAGAUAAGGUUCCCAAAUCUUUCAAAUGGAUACAGUAUUUUUUUAAUCCAUUAGAUAGAUGCAUUGCUGCAGUUGGGCAGAAAUCUUCCCCAUAAUUGCUACCACACAGGACAUGAAAAACACCCUUUUAAUUAACUACAAACUAAAUGAGAUUCAACCACACGCUUUUUAUAACACUUUUCAUCUGUCAAAUGUUAGACAGCCUGCUGUUACGCAUAAAGGAAGAUCAAUAGCAUUGAUUGCUGCAUAAAAAAUCAAAUUAAUAAAGUAUGCAAUGGAGAAGAAUUCUGUUUGUAUUUAGAUCUCUGUUUGAUAAAUCCAAAAUUAAUCUGAUCUUUUCCUUCAGACAUCCUACGGAUGAACACAUAGUGGUGAAAGAGGGGGAACAGCAUCCCCCUAAAAUCAAUGACACCCGGAUGAUUGGAGAGGAGGUCAACAUUAGCUACACGGUAACAUCUACUGACAGAAAUCAUAUGUCGUGUUUUGUUAUAGUAAAUUUGACCAUAUUCAUAUCAUGUUAUCCCAUAUUUAUAGUAUUUUACCCUAUUUUGAGAUGGAAUACUUAUCUCAUGUCUACCUAAAUGUGUACUGCAAUGCACAGUACAGUACUGUUUGUACAACUGAAGUGUCCCUCUCAAUCUCACAUCUUUUUAGGUGGUGAAAUCAGGUGAUAUGGACACGCCACCCCUUAGCCUGACAGUGACGUUCCCUCAUCUGUCUCCUCAUCAAAACCACUUACUAUACCUGACAGAUGUCAAACCAAGCCCACAGGUACAGUGUGGUACACAUAAACACAAAGCUGGAGAUGUGUUGAAAACAACAGUUACCUGCAUACCGGCCUCUGUUGUCUCUACAGGUGUCAUGUGAUGCAGAGCGCUGGAUCAACCCCCUGAAAAUCCCCCCUAAUGUCAUACCUUCCAAUCCAAAGAAAGAAACUCUAGGGGUUUACAUUUUGGUAAGUGAAAAGAAGGCUGCUUUAGACCAGUAAAACCAGUACUCCAGGUCAUUCAGGGGCACUGAGAUUUCUCCUAAAUAAGAGGGUCCUGGUCAGGUCAAUUAACAGCUCAUCAUGUGCCGCAUAUUUGAGGUAGGGGUGUGCGAUUUAUCGAGUAUACCCAGUGAAUCGUGGCUUACCAAACCUGAGAUAUACAGACAGGCUUUUGCACAACAGGACCUGUUUUUUUUAAAUAUUUGUCUUGUUUUUUUUCUUGUUAAUUUGCUUUUCAGAGCUGUGAAAAUCACCGCUGUGCGUCAUUUAAUUGCCAUAUCCCAGAGGCAACAUACGGUCAAGUCAAUGUCACAUUCAGGGUGUGGAAAUCUACGUUCAUUAAGGUAGGUUUGAUAUGACGCAUGAACAAGAUUAUAUGUAGCUCGUCUCACCCGCCUGUGUUGUUUUGUUAGUCAUUGACAGGAAUAAAUUAUGUUCUGAGAGGCAGAAUACAUCAUAUUCAAGUAAGGAAAUGUUUGAUGGUCAAUUUCUCACAGGGCGAAUUCUCAAGUCUCUAUAUGAUGGUGAACGCAACACUGAAAAGCCGAAGCGCAGACCUGUUUGAACUGAACAACGGUGACAGGAGCAGGAGCGUAAGUCAUCAAGUUUCAGUUUUGUGUGCCUGUACUGUCUUACUUUGUCAUCAAAUAUUUGUGUUUAUGUUAAUAUUCUUGGUUUGUAUAUGUAUGUUUGUUAGGUGAAGAUUCAGGUUACGAAGGAGACCUUAGGAGGAAUCCCAAUCUGGAUCAUCAUUUUGAGCAUCCUGAUUGGACUGCUGAUCUUAGCACUUGUAAUCUUCGCUCUUUGGAAGGUAAUAUUACUUGAACCCUAACUUGUUAAUAUCAACACCUUCAUACCUGUAUAUCUCACUUAAAGUAAACAAAAUGAACAGCAGAUUUCUUUUACUUAGUUUAGGCUUGGUUUAGCUAAGCUGAGUUUAACCAACUAGACUAGACAUGUUUAACAGUGAACAUUAAAAUUUCUGGUUUGCAGUUUUAUUUUGAUUUAAAAAAAUGUGUGUAGGGGCUACAUGUAUGUCUCCUCAGUCUUGUGUUGAAGGGUAUGGUAACAAAGUAUCGUAUCGUAAAGUAGUGUAUUGUAUCAUGAUACCAUAUCAUAUAUUUUUUAAAUUCCUAUCCGAUUAUAUCAUUGUAUCAUAUUGUAGCGUGGCGUACCAUAGCAUAUCAUAGUGUAACAUAGCGCAUCAUUGCGUAUUGUAGCGUGGCGUAUCAUAGCAUAUCAUAGCGUAUCAAAGCGCAUCGUUGCAUAUUGUAGCGUUGCGUAUCGUAGCGUAGCAUAUCAUAGCGUAUCGUAGCGCAUUGUUGCGUAUUGUAGCGUGGCGUAUCGUAACAUAGCGUAUCGUAGUGCAUUGUUGCGUAUUAUAUGGCGUAGCGUAGCAUAUCAUAGCAUACCGUAGUGCAUCGUUGCGUAUUGUAGCUUGGCAUAUCAUAGUGUAGCAUAUCAUAGCGCAUCGUUGCAUAUUGUAGUGUGGCGUAUCGUAGCGCAUCGUUGCGUAUAUUAGAGUAGCAUAGUGUAUCAUAACAUAUUUUAUCACACUAUUUGAUAUCAUAUGUAUUAUGUAAUGUCCUCUGAGUACUUUAAUGUCCCCUCUGAGUAGUUCACGUCAAAUUACAUUGUUUUGUACCAUAUUGUAUCAAAUUGUUUUUAUCAUAUUAUUUUGUGUCCUCAUGAUUCAUGUCGUUACUUUCUGUUUUUUCUUGUAUCAUCUUGUAUCUCGUCAUUAUAUAUCUUAUUAUAUCAUCAUGCUUUGCAUAACAUGUCUUCAUACCAUGAUAAGCCAUAGGUUUACCAUAACAUAUGGUGCAAUAUCAUAAUAGUGUUACACUUUGUCGUAUCAAGCUGUAUCCAGUGUUGUCAUAUCAAACUAUAUCCAGUAGUGUUGUUAUAUAGUGUACAUUUUUGUGCCUCAUGGUAUCAAAUGAAAUGAAAGGGGUAUUUAACAUCUGUAGAAAUCAUCUGGUUCAGUGUGUAGUUUGAUAACUGAACUUUCGCUCUUCCAGAUGGGCUUCUUCAAGAGAAAAUCCAGGGAGGACUACUCAAAGGAGGAUAUGAUGGACUGACACAGCCAGCAGCAAGGAACUCUAUGACCGACUGCUUCCAGAGCCAACAGGUCGCACAUCAACCAGGCAGGUGAACGGACAAGACACCAGAAGACCCAGGGAUGCAUCAGUGCUGUGACACGCUGAUGUCCUGGAAAGCAUUGUUACCAAUCAUUGUUCCCAGUAAAGGCACAGGUCAAACCAUGUUUGCAAAUACACCCAAAUUAGAGCUUCCUGUACAGUACUGGGACUUUUCAGGAGGUCUCAAACAAGUGGACAUUUUCUUCUAAUUGUACAAGUUAGGACUCAACGGGAGUACUUGCAAACACUGUUUGUUCUGCUUCUGUCUUGCAGAUCUUGAGUAUACAGGUUAGUCAGGUCCAGCUGUUCAGGAAGAGGAGCCAAAGAGGAGGAAGGAAUCAUGACUUAGAAAAGCAGCAUUUAUCUCUGUAACAUACAGUAGAUUCAACAAAUAACCUUCGGAGCAUCAAUAUCUGCACUCAAGCUUUCAAGAAAAAAAGUACUCAGGUUUUUCAGUCUGUUGUCCAAGUUUCCUUGCAUCCUUUCUUUGUCAAUACAGAAACAAUCUAGACGACCUUUUUCUUUGUGCGCUCGAGCAUGUGUGAACUUGAUGUGUUGAAGCAGUCUGUCUGAUAGUUGAGACUUUUUUAUUGCUUGUUUAGUUUCACACAACACUGAACCCUUUAGCAUUUUACACCAUCCAGGUUUUUGUUUUAGUAUUUUUGCUGCAUUUUAAAAAUUUCAACAUGGCACAUCCUGACUCUCUAAAUGUCAGCUGAAGACACUGACCUGACACACGUUUUUUGAGGCAAAGAUGCAGUCGUUCUCCAUCUAUUUAUUUUUUAUACCAUUCAAUUUCAUCCAAAAAGUCCACAAACUAAAAUGUACAAACUCCAAAGGUUAAAAGGUUGUUAAAAGUGUCAUCACGGCCUCAGAGAGCUGCGCCUUCAAAAUGCAAAACUUUGAUUGUACUGUAAAUAUACAUAAAUGCUCAAUAAUGUAAAGCUUAAAGUGUACAUAAUUGUGUUUGCUAUUUUUCAUGUAAUUUAAGAGAUGUUAUCCAUGUAUCUUUUUUUGUGAUCUGUGGUCACAGAAGAUGAUUUUGCUCAGGUGCUACAGGUAUCAUGAAUUCUGACAUUAACAUUUGAUACAUAUGAAAUUAUCUGGCCUAUGUCUUGAGUUUAAAGCUGAUGCAAAUAUGUAAAUAUUGUUAUAUUUUGAAGAGAAAAUGAAAGUAUAGGUAUUCUGUACUGCAAAUAUACAUAAAGAUGAGGGUUUGUAUCCACUACUUUUGUUUCUUUUAAUCAAACAUGAUCUUUCAAGCCUUUUUGGAUGACUGUGUUUUGAGUCUUUAACAUGGUUUAAUGACUUUUCACUUGGAAACAGACAGUAAAAUAUCUUCCAGUGUUGAUAUAUCUGUGUCACCCUUCACCAGCAGCUGUCAUAAAGUGACUGGUAUGUACUGGUUGGUGGAUUGUAGUGAAUUCAAACUUCAAAAUGAACAAAUAAUUAGCAUCCAGAAGCUCAGCAUCAGCCCUUACAAAGUUAGUCUUUCAGGCACCUGGUUUAUCUUGAUCUUGUUUUUGUUAUCUUGAUGAACAGCCACAUUAUACUGUAUGUUCAGAGAGAUUUGUGUGUCAAGGAGACUGUGUUUCUGCCCUUUCUUCAACUUUCUCCCUCACUGUCAUAAAAUAAAGCUGAGGGAGAAAAAAAAAAGAUGCUUUUGACUUCUUAAAUACCCCUAUCUCUCACUCUACACUGCUGAAAAGAAGCACAUGUAAUAGAUUGUAUGUACUGAAUGUGUAACUGGUAGUCUUUUUAAGAUUGUAUGGCUACAUCGGGCUUAUGCACGUGGGUGGACUCAUGGGUCCUCCUUUGCUCACUUAAAAUGUCCCUCUGAUGUUACCCUAGAUGUAAACUUGUGAGCUGAAGUAAAAAGUACAAAGUGAGACGUGAUCUCCACCCCAGCCUUCUACACUGCUGUGAAGUCCUCAUUGUAAUGCACUGGUUUGUCAGACUGUAUGCGUCCUCAUCAGCACAGAAAUGAACUGAAGUACAAAUAAAAUGUUUUUACAAAGAUCACCAAUCAUUCUCAUUUGUCCUCCCCAGAAAAUAGAUGUCUUAAAAUUGUGUUAAGUAUUGGUGUUCAGAGAAAACAUUUCGCUUGGCUUGUUUCGUAGUUUACACCACCUUUUAUUUUUCAAACAGAAUAAGCACCAGUCAUGCAGCACCCUACAAAAGCACAGCUCACAAUAGUGGUCCCAGAGCUAACUAACUCUCUAAUGAAUGUACAAAAUAUGGACACAGAAGCACUAAUUAGCUGGAAAUGCUGAUUAAGCAUACUUUAACUUUUUUUCAUACCAUAAUUUUAAAUUUAUAUUACUUUCUUUACAUACUAUACUAUACUUUUUUCAUACUUAAAAUGUAAAAUUUUAAUCUCACUAUACUAUGACAUUUUUUAUCAUACUAUAAUGUGAUAUUUUUAUUAUACUAUACUGUGACUUUUUUCGUACUAACAUUCAAAAUAUUUAUCAUACUAUACCAUGACAUUUUUAUCAUAAUAAACUUUGAUUUCUUUCAAACAAAAAUGUAAUGUUUUUAUCAUACUAUACUAUGACAUUUUCUUACUAAAAUUAAAAAGUUUCAUCAUGCUAUACUACUACAUUUUUUAACAUACUAUACUAAGAUGUUUUUUUUCAUACUAUCUUUUUUUCAUACUAUACCUGACCAUCAAACCCAGGACCUUCUUGCUAAGCAAGUGCUAAGCAUUACACUACAGCACCACCAGUGUCACAGUAGAUCUUUUUAUUUGAUCAUAUCAUAUUAUACUAUGACAUUUUUCAACAUACUAUACUAUUCCGUUGCCCCCGAUCGAACCGUAGACGGGCCGAGAUUUUGCUGCAUGUAUUUAAACGCUGUAAAAAAUGUAUUGAAACUUGACGGCGGUGUUUACUUUCAAUUCUCAAUCAAAGUUUAGACUCUAAUGUUCUCAAAACUGGGUCGGAUGUCUGUUUUAGUGUAAACGUUACCUUUUUAUGUCGAUUUUAAUCUGUCUUGGUGUCUCUUUUUUGCGACCACCACCGAAUCAAAGCUUUACGGUUUAGCGGAGAAA